This is a messenger RNA of Podarcis lilfordi (Lilford's wall lizard), 50899 nucleotides long. The record is from the annotation of a GenBank genome assembly. NCBI's taxonomy places the organism in Eukaryota, Metazoa, Chordata, Lepidosauria, Squamata, Lacertidae.
AUGCGUCGUCGAGAGCGGAUCUUGGAGAUUAUGAUGGGAUGCAGGAAAGUCUCUUGGGUACGUCGAGCAGAACCUUUACACAUCAAAGCUCAGUGCCUCAAAUUAUGCCUCGGAAGAAGUCGGCGCAGCAGCAGUGGAAUAACAGAACGUGCCCCGGGGCAUGUGCAGAGUGCCUACUCUUCCACGCUGCAGCUGAGAUGAAAGGGAAAUGGAGAUGUGUGUGGCUUCUAGAUAUUAAUGAAUUAUGAUAUGCGAGGGGGGAGGGGAAAGAGUUACGGUGCUUUCCACUAAAGCUUCAGAGCUGAUCAGCAAAGCUGUCUGUCUUGAGAGGAAUACCUCCAGGCGCCCUCCACAGCAGCGUGUGUGUAUCUGACUGGCUGGAGCUGCAACUGCUCCACAACACAGACACCCCUUUGUUCUAGCUAGGUGUCAUUCCUGCCUUAUUUUUUCCCCUUCGAAGCAGAGGAUCAUAGAGUUGGAAGGGACACCAAGGGUCAUCUAGUCCAACCCAGUGUUGUUGACACUGACUGGCAGCAACACUCCUGGGCUUCAGGUGUGGCUCCCUCCCUGGAGAUGCUACCAGGGAUUGAACCUGGGACCUUCUGCAUGCAAAGCAUCAGCUCUGCCCCUGGGCUGCAGUCCUUUGAAAUUAAAGCAAGAUUCUAGUCCUCAAGGUUCUGAGUAAAGACCGAAAGAGGAAUAUAGGAAGCUUCUUCAUCCCGAGUCAGGCCACUGGUCCAUCUAGCUCAUUAAUGUCGACACUGGUUGGCAGCAGGCUUCUAGAUACUCCAGGUUUCAGGAAGGGGAUAUUCCCAACUCUCCCUGCAGAGGCCUCUGGGGAAUGAACCUGGGAGCUUCUGCAUGCACAGAGCUACGUUCAGAACAUGGCUCCAUCUAGCUCAGUGUUGCCUACACUGACUGGCAGCAGCUCUCCAGGGUUUCAGGCUCCAUACCCGGAGGUGAUGCGGGAUUGAAUCUGGGACCUUCUGCACUCAAGGCAGGUGCUCUGCCACUCAGCUGCAGCUUCCCCAAGCAGAAGGAAAGGCUGGCCCUUCACACUGCCUUUAGCAUCCUCAACUCCUUCAACACCUUUGCUAAUGGUAGGGCCGGCCCUGGGAAAUGAGGAUGUCAGAGAAGAGUGAGGGAGAGAACGGAGAAGGGGGAAGCGGUGGGCGGUGGCAGGAGAGGGGAAGGAUGGUGAUGGACGAAGAGGAGUAGGAAAAGAAGAAGAGGAGGGGGCUCUUGCAAAACUGCCCAUCCCAGCAGUCGGGGAUGGGGUGGGGUAGGUGGGUUAUAGGCUUCCUGCAAGGGGAAGGGGGGGCGUAAACCUGCCAAGUCUCCAGGAGGAAGGAGAGGUGGUCCCUUAGGGAGCAGGGCACGGAUGCCCAUUCCUUGGGCCGGCGCUGCACUGCGGUGUCUGUGCCACCCCACCCCACCCCCAAUUCCUAACCUCGAAUCAAUAGGCAGGCAGCACCCACCGCACUCGUCUCCCUCCCCGUCACCGAAGCACCAUUUCCAUGGAAACAGCCUGAGAGCGCUUUGCUUAUUGGAGGGCUGGCUCCAUCGCUGCAUCUCCGAGGCCGACGGGAGUCUCUCACUCUUUCAUCCCCCACUGUCUCUCUCUCCAAAAAAUUCCGAUUAUUACUAUUAUUGCAGAUCGGGGAAGGGGAGGGGGCGGCGGCUCCCUCCCCACCCACCCUCAGCCCUUCUUCUGAGCCAGGAUCGGGCCCAGCCGCCUCUUUGGAGAGGGGGGGACCACCGCCCCCCCAUAUCCCCGCCUGGUGACAGCAGCGCCCGCCCUAGCCAGCCCGAUUCGCUGCCCGCAUCUCCUUUUGUAUGCGGCGAGGGGCGGGGAGGCGCCAGCCUCCGCCUCCGCCUCGUCCUUCCUCCUCCCUCCUCCUCCGCCUUCCUCCUAUGCUAAGCCAGCGCCAGGCAAGAGCCGCUCGCCAGCAUCUCCGGCUGGCCAGUCCUCUCUCUCCAUCCCUGCAGUGAAAGGGACGCCCAGGGAUGCCUUUUCAGCUGUGAUGCCCCCCAGCAAGCGGCUGGUGGAGCCCCCUGGUCCAAUCCUGGCAGCAGCAUCAGACACCCCCGGAUUGGUCCCUUGGGUGCUGCCGCUGUCUCCCCGACACCCAAAGGGAUGAAGAGGCGGGAGGAGCCCUCUGCAGAGAGCCAGCAGGGAGCCAUGCCGGGCAGCGGGGGUGCUGGCAGGGGGGAAGGCGUGAGGGCAGCCCUCCAGGAGGAGGAGGAGGACGAGGAGGUCCCAAGCUGGGGGUCCUCGGAGCAAGCCCCCCCAGAAAGCGCCGCUCUCGGGCACUGCCAGGUGCCCGCAUCACCCCAGGUAAGAUCAGCCGGCAUUUGGGAAGGAGGGUCUAGCGUUGUGCUUCUUUUAGGUACCAUGGAAGAGCCUCCUCCUUCCAAGGCAGUCUAUCUCUAUGUUCCUGAAGCCCGUGAGAAACCCGGGGGGGGGUCGCGUUCCGUAAGCACCUGGCUGUCCAGCAUUGGAAACAGGUUACUGGGUCUUUGACAUGCCUAUGGAGUGAUAACAUCUAGCUGAGUCUUGGGAAUGCACUGGAAUAGUUAGAUGUGCUGGCAGUUGCUUGCUUAGAUUGCCUCCCCCAAGGGUUAGACAAAUUCACGGAGGAUUUACCUCCUCAUCCCAGGGCAGUAUACCUUCAUGCCAGGUGCUGGGAGGCAAAGAGGAAGAAGAGGAGGCUGUUGCAUCAUCAUCAUCAUCAUUAUUUUAUUAUUAUUUUGUAUUUUCCUUCUGAAUAUCCUUAAAGGAUCUGGCUGGUGACGAAGCUUUGCGUCUUGGUUUCCACAGACAGUCUCUUCCUUAUUCACUCCCUUGAUGGACUCUUGAUUUUCAUGACCAGGCUGCCAAAUUAAAAUCAUGCCAUUUUUAAAUGAACUUAUUGCCAUUCAUUUAACUCAGAGAUCACCCAUAUCUUUUUUAAAAAAUGAAAUUACUGGCAUGCAUUUAACUCAGAGAUCACCCAUAUUAUUUUUUUAAAUGAAAUUAAUGGCUUGCAUUUAACUCAGAGAUCACCUAGAUAGAUAGAUAGAUUCCCUAUCAGGAAUAUCUUUCUCCCCACAAACCUGUAGCUGACGAACGAGGGAUGCAGUAAAGCCUCCUUCUUCACAGCCAUGAAGGAGGAACCAUGUUUUUCCCACGUUGUAGCUGAGCUGCAGAGACACUGACGGUUCUAAAAAUCCUGUUGAAAACGCAGACGCCCCCUCCCCACACUUCCCAACUGGGGUUCACAGCCAAGCAGUAAGAAGCUCUUGGUUGAGGGCUCUGUGGCUCUGGGCUCCCUUCCCUUCGUGGAGGCAAAGGAGAAAUCUGCAAGCCAUGCUGCCUCAGUGGAACACCCAUCUCCAGAGACAGUAUACCUGUGAAUCCCAGUUGCUGACAGCCAAAUAGGAACCUAAGAAGGGACUUCUGGGUCAGGCCAGUGUCCCAUCUAGUCCAGCAUCCUGUUCUCACAGUGGCCAACCAAAUGGGAAACCUGCAAGCAAAACCUGAGUCUUCUCCGCUCCUGUGGUUUCCAGCAACUGGUAUUCAGAAACAAUUGCUGCCUCUGACUGUGGAGGCAGAGCAUGGCCAUUGUGGCCAUCAGCCAUUUGUGGGCUCAGCUCCGCAUCUCCUACUUGUGGGCUUUCCAGAAUAGGCAUCUUUGUGGCUACUGUGAGAAGAGAGUGCUGCACCGGACAGACCUUUCACCUGGGCUCUUUUUAUCCGGCAGCUGAUCAUAGCUAGGUAUCGUUGGACUCCAAGCUCUCGUCAGCCCCAGCCAGCAGGACCAAUGGUCAGAUGUGAUGGUAGGAGGGGCUCACAGCUUCUGGGUGGCACCAUGGUGACUAUCCCAGACCUGCUAAGUGUCCAAACAGGUUUGUGAAUAGCCACCCAUACGAGCCUAGUAAUAACUAGUUUGGGGCAAGCAAAUAGCCAGGGUUUGUGCAUAAGGCUAUAAUGUUCCUGCCCCCCCCCCAGCUGUUGGUGUUGAAAUGAUUCAUGUUUCUAUAAAUGACCUUAUGGACUAGUAUUUUUUUUUUGGAGGGGGGGUGAGGCUGGCAGCUUCUAUGGACAUCUUUGCAAGUUUACCUAUCGCAUGUUUGUCCUCCAUUAUCUCAAUAACCGUUGCAGCACCUGUCUUUGAUAGAAGGCAGCUGAUGAUCUUAAGAGUCAUAGAAUUGUAGAGUUGGGUGGGAUCCGAACCCCUUGCAAAGCCAGAAUCACAGCUAAAGAAUCCUUGUCCAGCCUCUGCUAGGAAACCUCCAGUGAAGGAGAGUCUGCCACCUUCUGAAGUUAUCUUACUAUCUGCUAAUGGAACUUGGGGCACAGAGUCCUCAGAGGACAGUGGCUGGUUUAAGGCCAGCUGGUCAAGUUGAGGUGCCAAACAGGGUGCCUUUGCAGCUCUGGAUGUGUAGCUCAGUGGCAGAUCAUCUGCCUCGCAUGCAGAAGGUCCCAGGUUCAAUCUCCAGUGGUGUCUCCAGAUAAGGCUGGAAAUAUCCCCUGGCUGAAACCCUGGAGAGUUGCUGCCGGUCAGUGUUGGCACUGCUGAGCUAGGUGGACCUGGCUGAGGAUGGGUCACAGCUCAGUGGCAGAACAUCUGCUAGACAUACAGAAGGCACCAGUUUCAAUCUGUUGUAUUUCUAGAUAGGCCCCCUGUUUGCAACCCUGGAGAGCCACUGCCAGUCAGUGUUGACAAUACUGAGCCUGAUGGGCUGACUAUAAGGCAAUGUCUGAUGUUCCGCAUACCCAUAACCAUUAUACAACACUUCCUUUUGGUUAUUGCCUGAAGUUUUUGUUUGUGCUUGCCACGAUCCUGCUAGAUUGUUAGGGAGGGAUGGGGGCCUUGCCCUCCCCAGUCAAAACCGUUGUCCUGCCCUUUCAGCAUUUGAGAGACCCCCAAGUUGUUUAUGAGGGGCAGCAACACUCUGGGGUCUCUAGGGCAGAGAAGGGUCUUUCCUGAACUCCCCCCCCCAUUUUUAAAAAAAGACCAGGAACCAAGGUUUGAAUCGGAGACAUUCUGCAUGCAUAGCAGGUGCUCUUACACUGAGCUGCAGCUUAAGAAUAAAUUAAGGGAUCCCCCUUAAGGUUGGGCUCUCCUCUGAAAUAAAUUAAGAUCAUGGCGUCUGGAUCAGGCCCCAAGGAGGCUCAUCUAGUCCAGCACAGCAGCCAACCAGAGGCGUCUCCUCCCAGACCCCCCAAGCAGGAAACUGAGGGCAGCAGCAACCCCCUCCCCACUUUGAAAUCCCGGGAGAGGCAAGGAUUCGAUAUGCCAUUUGGCCAGGAAGCUCACUGGAUGACCCUUGCCUGGGCUAGUCAGCAUCUCUCAGCCUAACCCACCUCACAGGGUUGUUGUGAGGGUAAAAGGAGGAGGGGAAGAGCCAUGUGCAAAACCUCGAGCUCCUUGGAAGAAAAGGUGGUGUAUAAAUUUAAGAAGUUGUUGCUGCUGCUGUUGCUUCUGACAAUGGAAGGAGUACACAGCCAUCGUGGCUAAGAGCCAUCAGCAGGUUCCGUCAUGAAUUCAUAGCAUUAUAGAGUUGGAAGGGACCCAAAUGGCCAUCUAGUCCAACCCCUUGCAAAGCAGGAAUCACAACUAAGGAACGGUUUCAAAGCUGUCCAAAAUGAGGAAAGGGUGUCUGUGGCUACUAGCCACCAUGGCUCUUCUCUGCCUCCACAGUCGGAGGCAGCGAUGCUUCUAAAUACCAGUUGCUGGAAAACACAGGCGGGGAGAGGGCUCUUGUGCUCGAAUCCUGCUUGCUAGUUUCCCAGAAGAUGCAUCUGGUUCACUGCUGUGGGAACAGGAUGCUGGGCUAGAUGGGCCCUUGGCUCUUCUUCUUAAUGCCCUUUUCAUCAUUCACUGGUGACUUCGCCCCUUUGCAAUGGGGAGUUUGGACAGAAGCAAGAAUCUUCCUCUCUCAGGCCAAGCUCCUUCUGUGGCUGUUGCAGUUCUGCAACGCUAUACAGCUAAGCUUCCAUUCUCCACCCUGGAGAGGCAAAGAGAUGACAGCCUGUUCUUUCACCCUGCCGGCUGGCAAAAUCUCCGCUCCACCGGGUCCUGUUUUUUGGGGAGAAAUUGGGCUGGUUCCUUCCCGCUGCAUCCCUGCGUCACAGCGAAGGAGGCAGGGCCUGCGUUGCUCUUUCCAGAACAGACGCUUCUCCCUCACCUUAGAAUGGGGUGAUCUUGCAAGGAAGCCUAUCAGCUGUAUGGGAAGAGCACCCCACCUCCCCAAACAUCUGAUUCUUAUUAUGCUAAAGUCUUCACACACACCCCAUACAAAUCCAGGAAAAAAUGAAUAUUUUUACUGCUGAAAAACUGGUCCAGGGAGGGGAUAACCUUGCCACAGGUUUUGAGGACCUCUGGUCUUAGGAGCAGGGGUCAGCCACCCCCUCUCUGGACUGCUGCCAAGUCUCAUUUUGGAGGAAGUUCUUUCACUCUUCCAUAUCCCAGGGGUUGCUCGAAUGGGCCAAACUGGUCAAAGGCACAUAGCAGACCCUCCAAGUGUCCCUAUUUUCCAGGGACAGUCCCAGAUUUACAGAAGCCAUCCCGGUUUCUGAUUUGAUCCCAGAAUGUCCCGCUUUUCCACUGGACCUCCCUAUUUUCAUCAGAGAAAUGUUGGAGGGUAUGGAGACAUCUGAACCACCUGAAGGCAGUUUUUAAAUGCUUAAUGUUGGAAGCUGCCCAGAGUGGCUGGGGCAAUCUAGUCAGAUGGGCAGGGUAUAAAUAGUAAAAGUAAUAGAAGUAGUAGCAGACACUCCGUGUCCCUAUUUUCCAGGGACGUCCCUGAUUUAGAGAAACCGUCCUGGUUUCUGAUUUGAUCCCAAAAUGUCCCACUUUUCCUUAGGAUGUCCCUAUUUUCAUUGGAGAAAUGUUGGAGGAUAUGGAGUUAUGAGACCUCCUGAGCGAAGGAGAUAAGUAACUAUACAAACUUUAGAAGAUAUUUGAAAACAGCCCUGUAUAGGGAAGGUUUUUUUUAGUGUUUAAUGUUUUAUUAUGUCUUUAUAUCUGUUGGAAACUGCUCAGAGUGGCUGGGGCAACCCUGUAAGAUGUGUGGGGUAUAAACAGUAAACAUCCCUAUUUUCAUCAGAUAAAUAGGGACAUCCCUAUUUUCAUCAGAUAAAUGUUGGAGGGUAUGAUAUAGGAAGAUGCUAGAUGCUUGGCUCAGCAUUGUCUACACUGACUGGCAGCAGCUCUCCAGAAUUCCAGGCAGGGGACACCCCCAGGCUUACCUGGAGACGCUGGGGAUGGAAGCUGAGGUCUUCUGCAUGCAAAGCAGCUGUUCUGCCAGUGAGCUGAGAACUAAGUAAGAUUCCAGUCGUCCUGGUUCUGGAGAAAAGACUUUAAAUGGGAAGCUGCCUUCUCCUGAGGGCCACGCUGGUCAUCCUUUUUUUGUGUGUGUAUUAAUUCUACUCAUCAUGGUGUGAUGGUAUCAGGGUUGUUAAGCUCUAUAGGAUCCCACUUUCAAUGCAGUGGUACCUCAGGUUACAUACGCUUCAGGUUACAUACGCUUCAGGUUACAGACUCCGCUAACCCAGAAAUAGUGCUUCAGGUUAAGAAUUUUGCUUCACGACGAGAACAGAAAUCGUGCUCCAGCGGUGCGACAGCAGCGGGAGGCCCCAUUAGCUAAAGUGGUGCUUCAGGUUAACAACAGUUUCAGGUUAAGAACGGACCUCCAGAAUGAAUUAAGUAUUUAACCCGAGGUACCACUGUAGUGUGAAGUUUCUGGCGUAAAGCUGAAGAUUUUUAUUUUAUUCUUUUUUAGGGAAUGUGUGUGUGGAGGGGGUGUCUGCCACUGUUUCAGAUUUCUUCAUUUCUUCAGCUUAUAUAAUACAGGCUGGGUUGAUGAUGGGAGCCAGGAGAUAGGGGUGUGUGUGUGUGUGUGUGUGUGUUGGAGCUUCUCUUAAGAUAUGCUUGCAGAGAAGGUAAGCCUUAAAGCAGUGUACAUUUCAGUGCUUCUGGGUGUUGCAAAUCUGAGGGAAAGAAGGGAGGAGAGGUGAUUUGACCUCAUUUUCUAGGGAAAUGGUGGGAACAAGCAAUUGCGUUUGUGUGUCUCCCUUGAGCAUUAAAAUUCUCAGAACUGCCUUUCUGGUUGUGGCUACUGAGCCUACUUCUUUGUCUGACGAUGCUCAGUCAAGGAGACCCAAGUCAAAGCUGUUUUGCCUGUGCCUUUGGUUAUAUCAAGGAGAUAAUAUUAUCACUAAUUUAUUAAUUGCCUUCUACUCAAUCAUCUCAAGGUGCUGUAUGAUGCAAAUGGAGACACCAAAGACACAACUUUUAGUGUGGCAGCACCUACACUUUGGAACUCCCUGCUUAGUGAUAGCAAACAGAUAUCUUCACUGUACUAUUUUUUGGUGCCUGAUAAAAAAAAAUCUUGUUUAGAGAUGCCUCCUACCCAGAUAUUUAGAAAGCUGGUGUAGUUCUGAUCUGUCGGUUGUCAUUUUAACUUUCUGAAAGUUUUAGAUUAUUGCUGUUAUAUUUUCUAUUGAUAAUUUUAUCCUUUAAUUUGUUUGUUUCUCUUUUACAAUCCAGUGGCAUAUAAAUUUUUACCAAAUAAAUAAAUAAAUAAAUAAAUAAGUUAUUGAUGUGUGUUUAUCUACCAGCCGUCUCUAAUCCUGCUGCCCUUCUCCUGGUGUUUUGGACAUAACACUUUCCAUAAAGGCAGUAUGUCCCAGUUUUCACAGAUGUUGGGAAUUAUAGUCCAGCAACAUCUGGAGGGUCACAAAUGUUCCUCACCCCUGAUACCUAGCCACUCUGCAGAUGGUAUCCCAACUGCUAUUAUGACAGCUGCUGUGCUGAUAUGACCAUUUGUGGGGUUUGAGCAAUGUGGAACUCCUUGCUACAAGAUGUGGCAAUAUACGAAAGGAGAUUAGGCGAGUUCGUGGAGGAGAGGCCUGCCAACUGCUAUGAGUCGUGAUGGCUGUAUGGAAGCAGCUUCUGAGACAACCUAUCCCUCAAUAGUAAUUGUGGAGGAAUAGCAGCAGGAGAAGGCAUUGCUUGUGGUCUACCCAGAGGUAGAGAAGCUGGAUGUUGGGUUAGAUGCAUCCCCUUGAUCUGAUCUACCUGGACCUUAUGGGAUAAAGAAAACUAAAAUGAGUUGUUGUUUUUCAGAUUUGCAACACUCAAAAACCUGUUCUUUAUCAGCCAGGAAUAUGGGGGGCGGGAUCCUGUCUAACAUAGGAGCAGGAAGGGACUCUAGCUCAGUGGGUACAGCACCUGCUUUGCAUGCAGACGGUCCCAGGUUCAGGCCCCAACAUCUCCAGUUAGGACUGGGAAUGUCCCUUAUGUAAAACCGCGGAGAGAGGUGCUGGCAGCCAGUGCAGGCAAUCCUGAGCUAGCUGGAUCAAUGCUCUGAUUUUGCACAAGGCGCUCCUAUUUAUUUCAGUCUUUUCCGCAGGACAUUGAGAACUAGCAUCUUACAUUGGUUUUAGAGGAAGGGAGCACAUGGCUCAACGUGUAGAGCAUCUGGCUUGUAUGCAGAAGAUCUCAGGUUUAGCCCACUAGGUAACCCCCCUCCCCCUGGAGUGGUACCACCCACUUUGGGAAUCAUGGGCUUACAUGGCUUGGAAAGAGGUCACAUCCACACCAUACAUGGAGAACACAUUACUUUCCUCCAAAGAAUCCCAGGAACUUGAGUUUUGAAAGGUUGCUAGGAAUUGUAGUUCUGUGAGGAGAAAACAACUCUCCAUCUUGCCCCAGCGUGCAUAAAUAAAUGCAUUUUGGGACACAUUUCUUGGCUGGAGAGCAAAACGCAGAUAAGUGCAAAUUUUGAAGAAAGGAUGUUUCUCUACAUUUCUGUGAAUUACCGGUAGGUAGGUCCGCCCUUAAAUGUGAACUAACUCAAACUUUCCCCCUCUCCCUCACUCUCCCUUCGUAGUUGAGAAUCUGAGGGCAAGGAUGAGCCACUUGAGCUCUCUGCCUUGCGCAACCCAGAUAGACCUGCUGCGUUUCCACGGAGGCCCUGCUCCACUUUCAAAGGUUACCUUGCCCUCCUCGUUAAACGUUUGCGCCAGAUUUGUAGUCUGCGCCUGUCACUUCGAGUCAUUAUCCUCGAGAUGCCUUCUGGUGUCACCGCUUCCCGGAAUCAAAUGGUCCGUCCUGUCACAGGAGCCUGCGCCAAUUAGCUUUCGUUCGGUGAGGUUCGACCUUGAGCGCCGGAGAUGCUUUUGAAAGCACUCGGUCAUUUCACAGGAAGAUCGUCUCUCACCAGUUUAAAAAGAAUUCAAAGAGGCAGUUAAGUGCAGGAGAGAAGUUGCAAAUGGCAGAAGCUGUUAGCACAGCCUUUCCUGGAGUGGCACAUUAUUUUCCAUCAUUCGAGGCUGCUGCUGGGUUUUUGUUUUUUUGUUUAAUAAAGGUAAUAGAAUCUUAGAAUUGGAAGGGAUCCCCAAAGGUCAACUAGUCCAAUCCCCUGCAACGCAGGAAUUGAAGCCCAAGGAUCCCUGCCAGAUGACCAUCCAACGUCUGCUUAAAAAAUUCCAAUAAAGGAGAGUCCAACACCUAGCGAGGGAGUUUGCUCCAUGGUCGAACUGCUCUUACCAUCAGAAACGUAUUCCCAAUGUUUAGUCAUAAUCUCCUGUUUGCAAUUGUGUGUGUUUUUAAAAAACCGUUUUAUUAGCAAUUUCAACAUAACAACAUAUCAAAACAUAUCAUAUUCAAUCCCCCCUUUCCCCCCCCACCCACUCAAACCCACCCGCCCCCUCCCCCAGAGACUUCCCUCAGCUCCUCUCUCUGAUUUCUCAGCACAUAUUAUUCUCUGCAUGUUAUACAAUUAUACAAAUCCUUACAUUAUCUGUCUCCCAUGUUAUCAAUCAAUAAAUUUGUGUAUGUUUAUUCAAAAUCUGCCAAGGAGUCCAAUUCAUUUUGUUGUCUUUUUAAGUAAUGUGUGAAAAGUUCCCAUUCUUCUUUAAAGUCACGGUUGUCCUCAUCUCGCAGUUUGUAUGUCAAUUUAGCCAGUUCUGCGUAGUUCAUCAAUUUCUCUUGCCACUGUUCCUUUGUCGGGGUUUCCACAUUCUUCCAUCCUUGUGCUAUCAAGACUCUUGCCGCGGUUGUUGCAUACACAAAUAAAUUCUUUGUUUUCCUUGGCAGGUCUUGUCCUACAAUCCCUAACAAAAAUGCUUCUUCUUUUUUUACAAAUGUCAUUUUAAACAUUUUCUUCAAUUCAUUAUAUAUCAUUUCCCUUUUUAAAAAAUUUCUCUACAUUCCCACCACAUAUGAAUCUCCUGUUUGCAAUUGGAAUCCAUCAGUUUGGGUCCUCCACUCUGGAGCAGCAGAAAGCAAGCUUGCUCUACCUUCUGUGUGAUGGCCCCUCAGAUAUUUGAAGAUGGCUCUCAUAACUCCUUCCACUCUUCUCUGUAUGGGGUUUUCUUAUUUCUUUUCCGUUUGCCACCGGAUUACAACAGUAAGCAGAAUCUUACAGCAGCCUCUCCAUCAUGAUCCUCCAGAGGUUCUGGACUCCAAUUCCCAUCAGCCCCGGUCAUUGUGAGGAAAUACCUGUCACUCAGUGGCAGAAGAUCUGCUUUGCAUGCAGAAGGUCCCAGGUUCAAACCUCAAUGACAUCUCCAUGUAGGACUGGGAAUGUCUACUGCCUGAAACUCUGGAGAGCCACUGCUAGUCAGUGUAGACAAAACUGGAUUAGGUGGAUUAAUGAUCUGACUUGGUGCAAGGCUAGGAUGAUGGGAGUUGUAGUCCAACACGUCUGGAACGCAUUAGCUUGGAGCCAGGUGCCAUACUGGAAUUCAUAUGUGUCUGUCUUGCAUUCCAGCAGGGUGGAUUAAUUCUGUGCUGUUCUCUCAGCCGCUGCCCAGAUUCUGAUCUACUUCUCUUCCCUUGGAUUACCAACUGUUAGGUGCUUGAACUGAAGAUCAUUCAAUAGCCUGUUUAAUAAACCUGUCGUGCUAACAAGAUCUGGGUGGAACCUCAAGUUUAGACAGGCAACUGCUGUUUUAUUAUUUAUGCACAUAUAAUUUUCUAACAAGAAAAAAUAAAUAAAGACAGAAUUUUUUUUUUAUAAACUGUUUAGAGGUCUUUUGUUCAAGGAAACAGUAAAUACAUUUUGUUAAAUAAACAAUAAACUGAAAAACUGAAAAAGUAAAUUCUGCGUCAAUCUAACAUUUGACAACAGGACAGUUACUGGGUGUCGUUCCUUUGAUUUAUUAAAUGCCCUUCAGCAAAAGGUCCCAGCAAUUCUAAAAGACAACACUAAAAACAUUUUAAGACAUAUUACAGUCACAAGAAUAAGGCCGGUCCUAAAAUAUGUAUAUCAUUGUCAGGUGUCAAAGUCCAGGGUAAAAAGGUUCCCUGUGUCAGUGUGAAAUGGGUGUGGCCAAAGGAAGAGGGGUGUGGCUGAAGAAAAGGGGUGUGGUUAGAGAAAGGGGUAUGGCCAAAUGAAUUAGGGUGUGGCUAAAGAUGUGGGUGUGGCUAAAAGAGGGGGUGUGGCUAAAAGACUGAAGCAAAAGUACAUUCAAGAGAUCUUUCUAAAACAUGUCUGCCACUCUCUCUCUCUCUCACUUCCCAGUAUGGUGUGAGUUACCGUUGUCUCCUGCGUCAGAACCAAGUCCUCCUUACAGCGCUGGAGGAGCUGCAGUCCCGCUGUGCCGCCCUGAAGAAGGAGAACAGCCUGCUGGUGAGGAGGCGCUUGGGAGCGGGAAACCUUCCAACGAGAUCAGGCAACACCAGUCUUCCCCAACCGAGUGCCUUCCAGAGGUUGUUGGACUACAGCUCCCAUCAGCCCAAGCCAGCAUGGCCAUGUGAUGCUGAGGAUGAUGGGAUCUCUUGUCCUAAACAUCUGGGAGCCACUAGGCAUGUUUAGGAGAACUUCCUCCUGACUGGCUGGAAUCCCACAGUCCAGAUCGUCCUCAUUUUCUGACUUAAAAUACUUUCACCCCACUUUAUAGCAAGCUUUCUUCCAGUUGGGGGUCACACAUAGUCUGUCAGGGGUCACCAGAUGACUGUGGGAUGGGCUUAAGUCCAUGGUGGGCAGGGCCAGGGCCAAAAGGAAACACCAUCUAUGCUCCUUAGGCUCACUCAGCUGGGAGCUGCUGCCUGUCAGUGUAGACAGUACAGUGGUACCUCAGGUUACAUACGCUUCAGGUUACAGACGCUUCAGGUUACAGACACUUCAGGUUACAGACUCCACCAACCCAGAAAUAGUACCUUGGGUUAAGAACUUUGCUUCAGGAUGAGAACAGAAAUUGUGCAGCUGCGGCAGCAGGAGGCUCCAUUAGCUCAGGUUAAGAACAGUUUCAGGUUAAGAACAGACCACCAGAACGAAUUAAGUUCUUAACCCGAGGUACCACUGUACUGGGUCACACAAUGACCUGUCACCUGACUCAGUUUAAGGCAGCAUCCUUGAACCAUGAAGACUGGAAUCUUAGCUCAGUGGUAGAAAAUCUGCUUUGCAGGGGCUGGGAAUGUCUGAAACCCUGGAGAGUCACUGCCAGCCAGGGUCAACGAGCUAAACAGGCUAAAGGUCUGCAACCUCUGCCUCAUGGCAGGGCCAGCCCCAGCAAUUGCUGCAGAGGACUCAAACCUUUUUCCUUCCUUCCCACUUCCCCUCUCUCAGCACAAGAGCUGCUUCCCAGAGACUCAGGAGAAAGUGAGGCACCUGAAGAGGAAAAAUGCUGAGCUAGCCGUCAUCGCCAAGCGCCUGGAGGAAAGGGCACGGAAGCUCCAGGAAGCCAACCUCAAAGUAGUAAGUGCGGGAGAAGGUGCCGUGUCGCAGACAUCCCCCACCACUGGGGUAGAAAACAUUGAGGCAUGUGGACCAGAGAUUUGGUUUAGUAAAAGGCAGCCUCUUGUGCCCGUAUCUAGAAUCAUAGCAUGGCAGAGUGGGAAGGUACCCCAGAGGUCAUCUAGCCCAACCCCAUGCAUUGCAGCUAAAGAAUCCCCAACAGACUCCAAACCCUGCUUAAAAGCCUCGAACAAAGGAGAACCCGCCACCUUCCCAGGUAGUCUGCUCCACUGUCUUGUUCUCUUUCUGCUGCAGGUCAACACCCCGGUUGCGGUGAAGGGCUCCUGUGCGGGACUCUGCAAGAAGGCACUGGCCCGCCAGCGGGCUAUGGACCUGCGUGAGCAAGCCAGUGCGCUGCUGGCAAAGGACAAGCAGAUCAACGCCCUGCAGCAGGAAUGCCAAGAGCUGCAGGCCAAAAUCACGUCGGGAAAGGUGAAGGUUCCAUGCAGAGAUAUCUUGGGUUUGGAGAGGGGUGCGUUAGUUGUGCAGAAACCAGCCUGGUGCACGGAGGCAAAAUUCCUGUUCGUGGCUUUGCAAACUUUUGCCUCUGCCACGAGGCCCCCAGAAAGUUGGGCCAAAAAUGGUUCAGAAAGCAGCUCUCUGCGGUUUCAGACUAGGGGACUUGGCAGCCUUUGCAGAGAGAUGCUGUCAGGAUUGGGCUUUCUACAUGCAAAAAAGAUACCCUACCCCUUCCCCAAACUUGAUUCAAUUCCUUUAAAAAGAGUUAAUUCUGUUUGAAAUCAUUUUUAUACAAAGUACUGACGCGGGUGGCGCUGUGGGUUAAACCACAAAGCCUAGGAACCGCCGAUCAGAAGGUCGGCGGUUCGAAUCCCCGCGACGGGGUGAGCUCCUGUUGUUCAGUCCCAGCUCCUGCCAACCUAGCAGUUCGAAAGCACGUCAAAAGUGCAAGUAGAUAAAUAGGUACCGCUCCAGCAGGAAGGUAAACGGCGUUUCCGUGCGCUGCUCUGGUUCGCCAGAAGCAGCUCAGUCAUGCUGGCCACAUGACCCGGAAGCUGUACGCCGGCUCCCUCGGCCAGUAAAGCGAGAUGAGUGCCGCAACCCCAGAGUCGGCCACGACUGGACCUAAUGGUCAGGGGUCCCUUUACCUUUACUUUACUGAACAGCAGGCAGCAAGCGCUGCCUUUACAGUCCUUUAAUGUGGAGAGGGAUGCUUAUCGUACUGUGUGCAGUUCUGGUUGCCUCACCUCCGAAAGGAUAUUGGAAAAGGUUCAGAAAAGGACCACCUGAAUGACUGAGGGGAUGGAGUGACUCCCCUAUGAAGAAAAGCUGCACCAUUUGGGACUUUUUAGUUUAGAAAAAAGGCGAGUAAGGGUUGAUGUAGACGCUUUUUAAAAUUAUGCAUAGCAUGGAGGAAGUGGAUUGAGAAAGGUUUUUCUUCCUCCCUCAUAACAUUAGAACUCAUGGGCACCCAAUGAAGUUGGACGUGGGAAGAUUCAGGACUGAUAAAGUACUUCUUCAUGCAGUGUGUGGUUAAACUAUGGAACUCCCUCCCACUGGAGGCAGGGAUAGCCAACGACCUAGACACUUUUGAAAGAGGAUUAGACACAUUCAUGGAGGAGAGAGUUUAUUUGGCUAUUAGCUCCAAUAUCGAUGCUCUGCCUCCACCGAUUACCAGUUGCUGGAAACCACAGGAGGGGAGAGUUGCUCUUGUGUUUGUAUCCUGGUUGCUGGUUUCCCACAAUGGGCAUCUGACUGGUCACUGUGAGAACAGGAAGCCAGACUAGAUGGGCCAUUGGCCUGAUAUAGCAAUCUCUUAUUAUAUUCUCAUGUCCAUUGAGGAACUGAUUAACCAGCUGAGAUUUCUUCAAAUCUAGAAGCAACCCUAAAGGUGAUGGUUUGUGUCUUCCUAGGAAGCUUCUUCUCCUUGCCUCCCCCUCCUGGACUUCCGCCACCUGCUCCGAGAGUCGCAGAAGGAGGUGCUGCGUCUACAGAGGCAGAUUGCCCUGAAGAAUUUCAAGGCAUCCCUGGGCUCUCACAGCCAGGGGUCAGGGGAUGCUUCCUUGGCAUCCGUCGUGGGCAUGGGGUCCCCUGCACCAGCCCUGCCGGCCUGCUCAAAUGGCUUUUCUCCUUCAAGGGUCUCACGGCAGCGAAAUGUGCUGUCCUCUGCAGUGGAGGCAGUGAGGAAGGUAAACUGCUUAUAGACUUGCACUUCAGACUUCUGUGCUUAUUGUUAAGUCCCGCUCGUUAUUAUCACAUUAGAUGCAAGUGCACGUCCUUUCUGGUUUGUAAAUAAGACAUUUGGCCAGGUUUCUUGCAGGGGGACAUACAUCAAGCAUGUACAUCAAGCAUGCAAUGAACGUUGGAUGAUUAAUUAAUUGAAUUUGUAUACCGCCCUAUACCCUCAGGUAGUUCACAAGAUAAAAUCACAAUGUAAAAACAUAUAAUACAUAAUAAAAACAAAACAAAAACAACACAAUAAUCCCCCCCAUCCCCAACACAUUUUAAAAGGGCGUUGGAUGUCAGUCAGCCCAAAGCCUGGUUAAAGAGGAACGUCUAAAGGUGUACUGUAUAAUGAAGGUGCCAGCUGCUGAACCUCUCUGAGUUUUUAUGUAGUUGUGGCUUCUGCCCUGAACUGCUAGAUCCAGCGGGUGCUUUUCAGCUAAGUUUUACUCAGAGCAGAUGUACUGAAAUUAAUGAACAUGACAAAGUUAGGCCCAUUAAUUUCAGCAGGUGUACUCUGAGUAAAACCGAGUUGAAGGCUGCCCAGUAUUAAAACAAAAGGUACCCUCAUCAGGUCUCUGUCUUGCAUGAAUCUAAACGUGGUGAUCAUUAUCACAACAAGAGCAGGAAUUUAUCAUUCUUAUUACAAUUAAUUUAUUAAACCACCGCCUCAAGGCAAUUUACACACGAAACCAUGAAGAACAGUUAGAUUUCAUCAUUGCUUUGCCCUAAGGUAGAGUCUAAAAAUGCUAUCGUGGUCGCUCGGUAUGUCUGGGAACUCUGAGACACGUGAAGCCGCUUGAAGAACGUGCGAAUGCUAACGAGGGAGGUUUCGUUGUGGGGUGGGGAAAGGGCUGCCAACCUCGCCUACUAGCUCCUCUGAUGCCCUCGGGCGGCCCUUUCCAACCCCAGCCCGGACCCGCAGGGCCGGGAUGUCCCACUGCCGGCGGAGGGGUGGCAGGAAACGCGGAUGCCCACCCUCCCGCUUGCAGCCUCCCGAGAGCGGCUCCUCCUCCCCCUCCCUUGGCGGGGAAGUGGUUCAGCCCAGCCGACCAACCCGCCCAGCCGAGGCCCAGCCAGCGCGGAGCUCUCCGUGGUGCUGAAAUUGGGAGCAGCAGGUAGGAGUCCGGCGCUGUCCGGCGGGCCAGGCCGCAGCUCCCGCUUGGCCGAGCAGGGAGGGGAGAUGGGGCUGGAAAAGGACCCCGGAGGGAGGAGGGUGGCUGCAGCCGGCCCUCCUGGCCUUGCGGGCCGGCUCCUUCAGUGCCGUGGGACGUCAUCAUGGAGUCCUCUGAGCGUUUGCAGAGUGCUUCUCGCAGCCACCGGGAGGAGGCGGGAGUCAGAGAGGGGCGGUUUCCAGGCGUUCGAUGGGUAGGGUGGGUGGAAGAAACUUUUAAUAGCGCUAUGAUGUUUUUAACUGUGUUUUGUAUUGAGGGCGCGGUCUGGGGAAAAAGGUAGGGCAUAACAACAGCAGCAAAACAACAGCAGCAACAAGGAAACGCAUUGCAACUCCAAUUUUGCCUCUGGGUUACCCUCUCCCCUGCAGCUACCAAGGGCUUUGCUUGCCUUUGACUUGCUUCUCCAUCGGGUCCCUGGCAGAAUCGGGGCCUUUGCUGCUGCUCCUAGCCCAGAUCAGAGCUUUAGAUUAGAGAAGCGGCAGGGCAACCCUAUUUUUUUCACGCAGAAGGGUCUGCGGGUUCAGUCCUGGCAUUGCCCAUUUAUUUUAUUUAGCAGAAUUUAUAUACAUCUUGAUUGUAACCAACCCUCCAUGCGGUUUGCAACAAAUACUAAACUGAUCAAUAAAUAUAAGUAGGUGAAAACAUUUGGAUAGCCAUCUGUCAGGGAUUACCGUAUUUAGGUGUGAUUCCUGCAUUGCAGGGGGGGGGGGUUGUGUGUGUGUUAGCAGUUAUGUCCAACGCUACAAUGCUAUUAUUUGAAAGAUAAUAAAAUUCAACAGAACACUAGAAAGAGAUUAAAACACACACCAGCAUUCUGCAUAUCUGGAUAGGCUUGCCUGAACAAAAAGUGUUUUCCCCUUCCCUCUGAAUCCCUUUUCUUUUUUGUAUUGUAUCUUUUAGAUUGUAACAACCAUUGGCAUUUGUAAGCUGCUCUAAGAGCCUUUUUAUGAAUACAUAAGCACAUAGCUCAAUUCCUUAGCCACUACACUAUGCCAGUGCAUAAGAGAGACUUGGCUUUAUGCCUGAAAGACAAAAGUGCUCCGUUGAUGUUGUUGUAUGUCAGAGUAGGACAUAAGAGACCAGGGUUUAAUCCCCACUCAGCCAUGAGGCUCACUAGAUGGUCUUGGGUCCAGUCUCUCUCUGUCUCUGUCUGUCCCUCUCUCACACACAAACAACCUAAUCUACCUUGCAGGUUUGCUGUGGGGAUCAAAAGAGGAGGACAAAAACCAUGCAAACUGCCUUGAGCUCCUUGGAGAAAAGGGUGGGGUAGAAAUGCAAUAAAAUAAAUAAAUUCACCUUCCACACAUGACCCUGGGCAAUGUGCAGAAGAUAAUAAAAACAGCUUUAAAGCACAGCUAGGAAAAAGAAGAAGAUGAGUUUUAAACCCAUCACAGAGACUUAUUCAGCCAGCUGGGAAAGCCUGCAUGGAGUUAUAGCCAUCAAAGCUCUACUCAGGGUAGACCCCUUCAAUUAUUUAUUUAUUUGCAGGAAUUUCUGUACCACUCAUCAUAUAGAAUACCAAUGCAAUGUAUGUAUAUACACCUGAGAGUAUAUACAAUCAAGAAAUAAAUGAACCUGAGUUAGUCAUGUCCAUUAGUUCAAUUGGUCUACACUGAGCAUGGUUAUAACAUUAGAUACAGCCCUAUUUGGGGGGGGGGGGUUAGGUACCACUUUCAAAGAUGUCCCUGAUACCCACCCAACCUAACCUCAGAGGGGUGUGGACACUAAGAGCAGGAUCCUGGAACAGGAUCCUCUUCUCUUGUACAACCAAUCUGUUCCAGGAUCCUGCUCUCAGUGUCCACCCAGACUACCUAAAAGAUGGUACUCCAGGGGAGCACCUUUAUGUAUUCAUAAAGGAGCUCAAGGUGGCAUGCAUUGUUCUCCCAGCUCCAUUUUAUCCCCAUGACAACCCUGCGAGGUAGGUUAGGCUGAGAGAUUGUGACUGGCUCCUGGGCUGCUGUCAGGGCAAACUGGGUUUUAAUUUCUGGUUCUGAAUGUGUUUUGAUGUCUUUGCUUUUAGCAAGUUUGUUUUCAUUGCUUCAUAUUUUAUAAUGAUGCUUUUAAAUGUUGGAAGCUGCCUUGAACCCCACUAGGGAGAAAGGUAGACUACGAAUACAUUGAAUAACAACCACCACCACCAGGUUCUUAGCCAUGUAGAGCUUUAUCUGUUAAGGGGAGCCCUUUGGCUGCAGAAUGGAUGGUUGCCCAUGGCCCCACUUCCCCCUUGAGUCUGGCUGAGAUUUCUCUCCUUUGCAGAGGGGCCCCAGAGCCCAUCCUCUGGCACAAGUGCAUGAUGGGUAUGAAACCCUCCCUGUGAAGAAGGGGGUCGCAACUUCUCCCGAGACCAAACGGCAGAUCCAGCAAUUGGUGGGUUCCCCUUGCUGUUACUUUGAAUCUAGCUUCUAAGCAGUUGGCAAAGUAUAAGAAUCCCACUACUGCCACAAGAAUGGUAAAAGUCAGUUGGGGGGAGUUUCUGGGAAUGGGUAACAGUCAAUGGGCAACAUCUUUCAGGGUUUCAAAUCUCCUUGGAACUACGAUGCCCUGGCAUGGAAUGCGUGGGGCACCUCAUCUCCUUUUCUCCCCCCUUUUCCGGUAGGAGUCUGAGCUCAGAAGAAAGCGGAAACAAUGUGAAAACCUUGAACAUGAAGUGAGGAAGAAGCACAAGAGAUGUGCAGAGCUCGUGAGUAGCAUCCUGCACCCAGAAGCACUGUCGGAGGUGCAUCUCCGCCCCCAUGCUAACCUCCGAGGCCAAAUCUUGAGAGGCAGAUCAGCCAACAGCAUACAAAGUGUUAUGGAUGAUGGGAAUUGUAGUCCAGUAGCAUAUGGAGAGUUAUGGAUGAAGGGAGUUGUAGUGCAACAACACACAGAGGGCCACACAUUUCCUAUUCCUGCAAUUAAAGAAUGGAUUGUGUUAUGCCUGCUCCUGUCCCUUGGUCACCUCUACCUGUUCCUACAGAUUCCCGGUUUCUCUGUCAAAGGAGGCAAAUCUUCUUUCCACCCCCCAGAAAAAUCUGUUUUUUUGUCCCUGUGCAGGAAAUCCAACUGCAGGAGGUGCAAAGCAAUAAUGUCCGGCUGUGUGAGGAGAACACUCUGCUUCAUGGGCAAUUGGAUUGGACAGAAAAGGUAGGAAGGGAUCUCUCCUCCCACCAAUGCCUGAUAACCAUUGAGGAAGUGCAAGCAAGCUUGUGGGCAACCCCAAACUGGGAACUUUCAGUGCAACUGAAAUGGAAAUUGAUCCACAGUAAGUUCAGGGCAGACAGAGGAAAUUAUUUUCAGGCAGGGGCUUCAAGCAGGGGCUUGAAGUUGGGGCAGCAGAAUAAUGGGGUCAUAGAACUGUAGAGAAGAGACAUCAAGGACCAUCUAGUCCAACCUCAUGCAAUCCAGGAUGCAUGUGCUUUGCCGCUGAGCAACCUUCCGUUUCUCCCUGGGCAGGUUGAAUCUGAAAAUGCUGACUUGAGGUUGCAGGUGGCCGUGGUGACCGAGGAACGGGAUUCUGCUCUCCAGAAAACCCAGGAGCUCCAGAACAGGCUGGAGAGUCUCGGGCAGGCGCUAAAGGUUGGUCAGAUCCAGGGUUGUGAUUGGAAAGGGGCAUCUCUUUGAGCAGCUCUCUGCCCUGAGCUUCCUUGCUAGGAAGCUGGGAUAACAGAGGAGGCAGAUUUGGGAAAAGGGUUCCUGGUUCCCAGUUCAAAAAUUGGUAGGGUGUGUGUGUAUGUAGACGCCAGCUCCUUAUUCAGGCUGGCUGUGCUCCGGUGUUGAAAAAGGGAGCUGGAAUCAGGAAUGGGGAAGUGGCUUCUGUUUCAGGGAUUUGUAGCAGGGAAAUGGAAUGCCAUUUUAUGGACAGUCUGAGUAAAGCCCUAUACAGCUUAGGCCCAGGCUAUUUGAAGGACCACAUUAUCCCUUACAAACCCGUCUGGGCUCUGCGAUCUGCAGGGGAGGGCCUUCUCUCAAUCCCACCACCUUCACAGGCAUACUUAGUAGGAACAUGAGAGAGGACCUUCUUGCUGCUUCCAAGCUUUCAAACUCCAUCCUAGAGAAGCCAGGCUGUGUCCCUCCUUGCUGUCCUUUUUCUGGGAGGUGAAGACCAUUUUAUUCCAACAGCCCCUUGGGAACUGACUGGUGUGUUUUUUUUAAUAGCGCUGUGCUGUUUUUAUCAUCUGUAUUCAAAUAGAUGUUUUAAAUAUUGUUCUAUAUUGGCUAACUAAUUAGUUGGAGAAGCAAAGGAACCAGGUUUGCCCUGUUGUUCUCAGGGGAUACAUCCAAGGGGACCUCAAAUCCCAGAGAGAAGUGUGAGAGGAGGAGCAGGAAGUUGUAAACAGGAUGCAACCUAAAAUGUAUCAGUCCAGACAUCAAAGAAAUAGAAGUCAGUGUAGAGAUAAAGGUACAGGGAAGUCUGCGCAGCUGGAGGUCUCUUACUCCCUGUCUUAAUCCUAUGCAGACCUUCUAAGCAAACAGAAACUACACUGUAAGUGAAAUCACAAGUUGUUGUUUUGCUUUUUUUUUUUAAAAAGAUACUCUUUCCCCUCCAUGGGCCAAAAUAUGUUUUUCUUUGGUCUGGAUGGCAUGGGCUGCUUCUCAAUUGUCAGAAGCUGCUAUACCCCCUUCUUGAGAAGAGGGUCCCCAUAGCCUGGAAGGAAACCCCUGAGGUGCUUGGAGGGGUCAUCAGCACUCAGCUCUGCUCUCAUGCACUUCUGGUUUCCCCAGCACAUGAGAGAUGUUGCGGAACGAAGGCAGCAGCUGGAACAGGAGCAUGAGAGGGCCCUGCAGGCCUUGCAGAAGAAACAGGAGGAAGUCAGGCAACUGCAGCAGGUGAGAGAUCCACCAGGGAGACCGCUUGCAUCCUUCUCUUCUUGGUUAGUGCACCCUUGAGAGAGCUCUUCCAUGUGCUAGUAACCUCCUGAUUAAAGUAGGGGCGGCUAAACUGUGGUCUUCUACUUCCAUAAUUCCCUGGUGGUUGGUCGUGCUGGCUGACGGGUGUGUUAGGCACCCAAGACCUCAAGAAAUAGGAUUGGUGACCCCUUAACCUCUUUUUUCUUCUCCUCUUGCCUUCAGGCCCAGGCUGAAGCAAGGAAGGAGCAUGAAGGAGCCGUCCAGCUCUUGGAGGUAAAGCGGGGAGAAAAUCAAGGAAGACAGAGGGAAGGCAUGCUUUUUAAGUGCAUGUCUUGCCCUCUAAAAGAACCCUGAGAACUGUAGUUUGCUAAGGGUGCUGGGAAUUGAAACUUUGCGGAAUGAUAAGCCACGGUUCCCAGGAUUCUUCAGGGGGAACCCGUGGGCUUGAAAUGGACUAGUUGUCAGCAGCCGGGAAAACAGUCAGUUGUGUGGUUUUGUUUAUUAAAGGGAUUUUUCAGCAGAGCUGAUGUGUUGCAGGAUUUCAUAGAACCAUAGAAUUGUAGGGAUGGAAGGAAUUGUAGAGUUGCCUUGGAAAAGCAGUUCCUGGGAAACACCAGUAAGGGAGAGUUUCUGUUGAACUUGGGUCAUGUUUUCGGGCUUCCUAUUGUGGCAUCUGGUUGGCCAAUGUGAGGACAUGCAUGUUAUGGAGAAAGUGGAAGAGAAAGCCCCCCCCCCAAUAUCAUAAUGGUAGAACAGUGGGCAUACAAUGAAGGAGGCAGUGAUGGCCACCAACUUGGAUGGCUUUAAAAGAGGACCAGACAAAUUCAUGGAGGAGGAGAAACUUCUCAAUGGCUGCUAGUCAUGAUGGCUCUGCUCUGGCUCCAUGGGUGAAGGUGGCAAUGCUACAGUGGUACCUCAGAUUAAGUACUUAAUUCGUUCUGGAGGUCUGUACUUAACCUGAAACUGUUCUUAGCACCACUUUAGCUAAUGGGGCCUCCUGCUGCUGCCCCGCUGCCGGAGCACAAUUUCUGUUCUCAUCCUGAAGCAAAGUUCUUAACCUGAAGCACUAUUUCUGGGUUAGCGGAGUCUGUAACCUGAAGCGUAUGUAACCUGAGGUAUCACUGUACUGGAAAUCUCAGGAGGGGAGAAGGCUCUUGCCCACAAGCCCUGCUUGAGGGCUUCCUCAAAGAGGAAUCUGGCUGGCCACUGUGAGAGCAGGAUGCUGGACUUGAUUGCCCAUGGGCUUCAUCCGGCAGGCUCUUCCGAUGGUCUUAUGGAACUCCCUCCUACUGGAGGCAGUGAUGCCUACCAACUUGGAUGGCUUUAAAAGAGGAUCAGACAAAUUUAUGGAGGAAGGGAAGGCUAUUGAUGUCUACUAGCCACGAGGGCUAUGCUCCUAAAUACCAGUUGCUGAAACCACAGGAGGGGAGAGAGCUCUUGUGCUUGGGACCUGUUUGAUCUGGUCAGUCACUGUGAGAACAGGAUGCUGGGCUAGAUGGGCCCCCUGUGGUCUGAUACAGCAAGUUCUUAUCAUAGCUGUCAACUUUUCCCUUUUCUUGCGAGGAAUCCUAUUUGGAAUAAGGGAAUUUCCCUUAAAAAGGGAACCGUUGACAGCUAUGGUUCUUAUUAAGUUCUUAACAGGAUGCUGGCCUAGAUGGGCCUUUGGCCUGAUCCAGCUGCAGGACCCUUAUGUUCAUUCUCACACCUGUUUCCUAGCCAUUUCUCUGAAAUCUAGAUUCCGCAUCAGGAUUAUUGUUUCAGGAAGAUGCCUGGGUGCAGUUAAUCACUUUCCCUCUGCUCAUUUCCUUCUUCUUUCCUGACAGAAUUCCUUGGAUUGCAUGCAGGUACUGCUGAUCUCACUGUGUUUAGGAAAAUGACCUUCCCAACCAAACCUGGACUGCUUCCCAGGAGUUUGGAAUGGAGAAAUACCAGAUUUCAACCAAUUUUGGACUGGGGUGGGGAGACAGCCAGAGAAGAACAGAAAGGAAUUCAGGGUUUAUUGGUCUCUCCAUUCCAAAUGAGCAGCUGUGCUUAUCCUGCAAAACAAGAGCAAGCUUUCAGGCCCCAAAAGGCUGUUUCUCCAGUUAAACAGCCAGAAGUUAUAUAGUUAUAGAACUGUAGAGUCAUCUAGUCCAAUCCCCUGCAAUGCAAGAACCACUGCUAAAUAUGCACACGAGCCCUUGGUGACACAGCAAUAAAUGUGGGUGUUGCGGAGAGAGAAGGAAUUUUGCCUUCUAGGGAAAUUGGCUGGUGGUUUUGGAGCUCCCCCCCUGCAGUUAUGAUGACAUGCAAAUUGGCUCACUUACUUAAGUGCCCUACAUUGCUCGCUGAUGCAGUCUUCCCUUAGCCAGGCACCUCUUACUGAGAAUGUCUUGCUUGCUCUUGAUCUUUGUGGCACAAAGGGAUAGCAGUGUCAUGCAUUUGCUGUGCUGGCAAAUAGUUAGAAGUGUGCUGUGGAUGUUGUUAUGUGUGCGAGUAUCUGGGCACGUGAUGACACCAGUCCGCUUUCCCCUCUGGUGGCUUGUUUGGUUGUAGCUGCACUAGUCCUAACAGAGCCAUCCCUACCCUUAGGCAGGUCGAAGCAGCUGCCACAGGCUGGAGUUGCUGAGGUUGGGGGGCGGUCAGGUGCUGGAGGGCAGACAUCAUGCCUAAAUGGCUGCUCUCACUCAACAGCCUUGUUUUGCUGUGGGGAUGGGAAGUGAUGUCUCAGUGGAGCAUCCAGCUUGAGAGGCAGUCUACCAGAUUCCAUUGGAGUCACCAUGGACUGAUCCAUCAAAUUCCUUCUGACAUUCUUCUGGAAUCAAAGGAUCAUAGAAUUGUAGAGUUGGAAGGUGCCCAUUAGGUCAUUUGUCAAAUACAGGAAUCACAGCCAAGUUAUCCCUCUUUCUUAACUUUCCCCCACCCCAGGCCCGUGUGAGAGAGCUGGAGGAACAGUGCCAUAGCCACACGGAGCAGUUUAACUUCCUCUCUCAAGAGCUCAAGCAGUUUCGCCUCCAAACUGAGAAAAUCGGUCUUCCGCCCUCCUCCCAGGUGACGUCCGAGGUCACCCUCACCACUUGCCAGACUUCUCUGCAGCUCCUGGAGGGACUCAAGGAGAAAGGUGACUAUGGAGAAGGAGGAAGCCCUCUCUUUGCUUUCAUUUGUGCCAUUAGAAUAAUCCAGAUGCCAUGGUGUUCCCAGAUUCAGUAACCGUAGAGUAUGAUUUGCUUCUUUAGAGUAUGAGAGCCAGUGUGGUGUAGUGGUUAAGAGCGGUAGACUCGUAAUCUGGUGAACUGGGUUCGCGUCUCCGCUCCUCCACAUGCAGCUGCUGGGUGACCUUGGGCCAGUCACACUUCUCUGAAGUCUCUCAGCCCCACUCACCUCACAGAGUGCUUGUUGUGGGGGAGGAAGGGAAAGGAGAAUGUUAGCCGCUUUGAGACUACUUCGGGUAGUGAUAAAGCAGGAUAUCAAAUCCAAACUCCUUCUCCUCCUCCUCCUCCUCCUCUUCUUCUUCUUCUUCUUCUUCUUCUUCUUCUUCUUUGGUGGUGGCAGAGAAAGCAAUACGAAACAUGCAAUAUAACAAUCCAAUUAGAACAACACAGUUAUUAAAACAGGGGACUGGAGGUAAAUCUGAGUCAAACCUGUUGCCUGAGGUGGGCCUUGAAGUGCAGCCAUGUGGCUCUCUCGGCUGUCAUGCAAGCUCCCCAGUUCCAGAGUCCAUUCCAUUGUCCCUGCACCCACCAUUUUGCUUGGCGUCUCUGCCUGGCAUAAUGUAUAUACUGUUCGGUUUCAGAUCCAGAAAUUGCCACCAUCUCUCCCCGGUGCAGCCAGAAAGCUCAAGAUGGAGGGCUGGAAGGAAUCUCCCACCUUGCCGAGCCUGUGGUGCCCGCUGUGGUCAGAAGCCCAGGUGCAAAUACCCCUCCGCUUCCCUCGAAGAAAAUGGUCAGGAAACUGGAGUCCCAGUCCAGCUCCUCAAGAUCCGAGUCCAUGCAGAACAGCCCCAAAUCCUGCCCUACCCCUGAGGUUAGUCCUGGGCUAGGCUUCUUCUUCUUCUCUUGUUUUUUAAGCAGGCAACCAAAAAAGUACAGUCAAGGCGCCUGCCUGGUGUCAAUAGGCAGGGAGUUCCAAGGUGUAGGUCCUGCCAUAGUAGAAGUUCGAGUUCUUUCAAAUGUGGAAACGGAUAUUAUGUGGCACCCAUAACAGGGCUUCAAACGGAGACCAAAACUGGUGACUGGGUUCAGAUGGACUAGCUCCUUUGCUCUGUCCUUCCCACAGCAGAGGUGUUCACUGUCUUCUGUCAUUUUCAUUAGGUGGACACAGCCAGUGAAAUGGAAGAGCUGGAUAUCGACACGAUCUCACUAAUCCCAGAACCAGAGAACCAAGGUCCAGUGAAGCUCCGAGUCUUCUUAGCUCGUUACAGGUAGGGUCUCCAUGUUGGUGGGAAUGAGGAGGCUUGGGAUCUGAAUUCGCUUCUCUCACAUUCUUAAGGUCACCGAGGUCUGCCACAACUUAAGGCAGGGUGGAGCUAUUCCAAACAGCUGUGUGGCUUUUGCCUCAUAAGAAAACAACAUACCUUCCAACACAACAAAGGCAAAAACUAUGAAGCCAUCUUUUUGCAAGAGGACAGCGACCAUUUUGGUCACUGUGAUCUCAUGCAGUUUCAUGCUAUGAUUCCCGCCCCCCUGAAAUAAGCACUUCGUUGGGGCAUGGAGCCCAAAAACACAUGCUUUGCAGUGCCACACGAGAUUGUGGCUCAGGGAGAAGUGUGUUUUGGGGGGAGCAUCAUGGCGUGAAAUUGCAUGAGAUCACAGUGCCCAAAAUGGCCGCUGUCCUCUCGUGAGAAAAAACGGGAUGUCUGGGACACUUGUGGUGUAUGACAUAAGAAAAGCCCUCACAGUGGCCAACCAGAUGCAUUUACUGGGAACAUAAGAAGAGCCUGCUGGGUGAAGCCAAUGGCCCAUCAUGCUGCCACAGUGGUACGAGCACGACAGCAACUCUUCCCACUUGUGGCUCCCAGUAACUAGCACUCAGAGUCAUAAUAUAUGUGGUUCAUAGCUAUUGGUAACCUCAAGACUUGAUUCCUGCAAUGCAGUCUGUGUGGGGCUGCCUUUGGGGCCUGGUCCGGAAGCUCCAGCUGCUGCAAAAUGCUGUGGCUAGACUGUUGAUAGGGAUAGACUAUCACCAGUGUACAGCAAUGAGACUUCAGAGCUUGUGCUGGCUGCCUAUACAUCCAGUGCCUUGCUGACUUCCAAGACAGCACUGUCAGCUGCCUAGUGUCACUCUUGACUUUUCCGUGUAAAAACAAUUCCUCUUGUUCCCAUUUCAGCUACAAUCCAUUUGCUGGCCCCAACGAGAACCCCGAAGCAGAACUCCCGCUGACGGCCGGUGAGUACAUUUACGUCUACGGAGAAAUGGACGAAGAUGGCUUCUUUGAAGGUACGACAUCACCAUCUUAUGAAGAUUAUUUGUAACGUUCUUGCUUAUUGAAAUAAUUAUUGGUGGGGAGUCCCAGAAUUCUGGGGAGCAAGCAGUGCCAACCCAAAGAACAAAAGAUUAUCGCAUCAUUACCACCAGCAGCAUCCUCAUUUCCAUAGUUAAAACCAUGCUGUUCGGCAUAUUGCUAAUUACUGCGGUGUUUUCUUUUUCAAAUAUGCAGAAGUAUUUGUUAAACCUCAACAAUAUUUUGCUGUGCUCACGUUCCAUGUCUGUGCUGCUGCUGCACAAUACAUUUUCCUGUCCUUUUUUCUGGUAUCUUCUCUCCCUCUCUUAUUUCUUUCUCUUUUUCCCUUCUGUACAUUUUUUCUUAUGAUUUUAAAACUCCAAUAACUAUUAUAUGGGGGACGGGGACACAGUGCUGGAGACACAGCAUCAAGAGAUUUACAGAGUGUGAAAAAUAUAACGAUGGCAUGCAUAUAUAUAACAACGCAUCGAAGCACACACAACAAAAUUAAGCAUCAUUUCUACCCUGUCACCUCUUGACCUUCACUUCCAGGGGAGCUGAUGGAUGGGCGGAGAGGCCUGGUCCCCUCCAACUUUGUAGAGCGAGUUUCGGACGAGGACCUUGUGACGUUCCUGCCUCAGGAACUCCACGAUCUCUCCCAGAGCUCCCCUCUGGAAAGGAGCUCCCUCAGCACCAGCCUCAGCAGCGCGGAAAGGAGCGACUGCUCCACCGAGGAGCUCAGCGCCAGCACAGCACCCUCCAGGCUGGAAGAGGACGAGGGAGCCAUACCCACGGUAGGGACCCCUCCCUUCAACAUUAAUUGAUUUUUUUGUUGCGUGCAGAAAUGUGUAGGCCCCAAUGAAACAGGCAAGCGAGAGGGGGAAAGAAAAAUAAAAGCAAUACAGGGAAAUGAAAUAAGAACAGCAAACCAGUAUACCAAUCAUGCUUCACUGAGGUGGUAUUUAAAUUAUUAUUAUCAUCAGUGCUGUUUUUCUAGAAAAAAUAGGUGCCGGAGCUCAUCAUGAACUUCUCCCAUGUUCUCUUAGAAUGGUGCUGGAGCCGAGCUCCUAAAAAAAGCCCCAAUUAUAAUAUUUAUUUAUAUCCCGUCUUUCUCCCCAGUCAGGGACUCAGGCGGCUUACGAUACAAUAAUCUUUAUUGUCGUUGUCCCAUACAGAACAACAAAAUUGAAAAAGUCUACAUCAGACAUUCAAAACCAACAAGCCUGCUAUCCCAGCCUGGUUAGCCCCCUAAAAACUCUGAUACCCCAUAAUUAAAUACAAUAUACUCCCACAGAGACUACCUUACACUGCGUUUAAAACCAAAAUCGCAUUUGAAUAGAAACUGUUUCUCAGGCGGCUAGUCCUAGUCUUAAUAACCCUGUACCUUCUUCCAGAACACAGAUAAAACAGAGCAAAAACAUAGAAGAGGCAAUAAUUAAAAUGUAAUUAAACAGGAAUAGAAUUAAAAUGAUAUCUGUGUGAUAUUUAUAUGUGGUGGAGGGGUCAAAAGAGAAGAAUGCUCAAGAAGGGUUUGGGAAGCAAAUUUUGUCGAGUCACAUUUGAGAUCAAAGAAAACAUUCAGGGCCAAAAUGGGUUUAACCACUUUGCACUCCCACCACAUGUGCAGGAACGAGCCUCGCUAGUAGUGCCUUACCCCAGGAAGGUGACCCUCAUCAAGCAGUUUGGCAGCAGCCUCUUGGUGGGAUGGGAGCCCCCCCUGCCCACCCCCAGCUCCUCGGAGAUCCAGAGCUACAACCUCUACGUGGAUUCCGAGCUGCGGCAAACCGUGAAGGCCGGAUCGCAGACGAAGGCUGUCGUCGAGAGGCUGGACUUGAAAACGAGAACCUACCGCCUCUCCGUGCAAAGCGUCUCGGAGGCCGGGAGCUCUGACCGGCUGCGGUGCACUUUCCUUGCCGGGGGCGGGUUUGCCGUGGCCCCCACCCAGCUCAGGGUGCGGAGCGUAGCGGCCACCUCAGCCCAGAUCUCUUGGGUGCCCAGCAACAGCAACUUCCCACACACCGUCUACCUUAACGGGGAGGAGCACGAGGCCGCCAAGGCGGGAGUCUACUGGUACACCUUCUGGAACUUGAACCCGAGCACUUCCUAUGUGGCCAUGGUGGAAGUCCAGCCGCAGCAGCAGGCGCUGGGGGAACCGGCCCCGGAGAAGCAGGAUCAGCCGCUUUCCGCAGAGAUCCAGUUCACAACGGCAUCAGCAGGUGAGUCUCAGUCGAGAAAAAGCGUCUUUGCGCGACGCAGCACAUAGAUAAAGAAUGGAACUCCCUGCUGCAGGAGGAAGUGAUGGCUGCCAAUAUGAAUGGCUUUCAAAAAGGGUUAGAGAAAUUCAUGGAGAAGAAGAAGGCUGUCGAAGGCUGCUAGAUCUGAUGCCUAUACUUUGGAAUUCCUUGCCUAUUUAUUAUCAGGCAGGUGCCUUUCCUGUACAGUGGUACCUCGGGUUACAUACGCUUCAGGUUACAUAGGCUUCAGGUUACAGACUCCGCUAACCCAGAAAUAGUACCUCGGGUUAAGAACUUUACUUCAGGAUGAGAACAGAAAUCGUGGCGCAGCGGCAGCAGGGGGCCCCAUUAGCUAAAGUGGUACCUCAAGUUAAGAACAGUUUCAGGUUAAGAACAGACCCCUGGAACAAGGUACCACUGUCCUUUUUUUUUUUUUUUGGUGCUUGCUUGCUAAAAACAUUUUUGUUUAGGCAAGCCUGUCCAGAUAUCUUGAAUGCUGAUUUGUUUUUAAAUCUGUUUUUAGCUUCCUGCUGAUUUUAAAUUAUUAUUAUUAAAUUAUUAAUGUAUUUACUUAUUACAACAUUUUUUAUACUGCCUAUCCACAAAGUCCUCUGGGACAUUUUAAACAAAAAGUUGUGACUCACUAGAAUACAACGUCGCAAUCCCUUUUAAAAAUAUAUAAUUGAGGUUUUAAAUUUUUGAAAGUUUUAAAUCGUUGUUAGUGGUUUUUACGGAUAAUUUUAUUGUUUUACCUUUUUUGUAAAUCGCUUUGAGGGUUUUAACAAUCAAGCAGGAUAUAAAUUUAAUGAAAUAAACAAAAGGGGGGAAAUGCAAAGCUUCGUGACGAGGGUUGCCUUGUAAGUGAUGGCUCCAUUGUCUAUGUAACAAAGGAACGCCAAAUCAUAUAAAAAGUGCCUAGAAGCUUGAGUCCUUGUUGAAAUCUCAUAUUAUGAUGCAUUUUCUCCAUUAUAGCUAUAUUCUAGAGUGGGUGGUACUAAUUGUCCAGGAUAAUAUUCUGACUGUUUGAGCUGCUCCAAUCAUGUAUAACUUGCCAGCAGCUAUUCACCUUGUUUUUAUGACAUUAAGCCACAAAAAACAAAAAAAAAUAACCAAGAGUAGAAAACUAGACUUUAGAAAUGGCUUGGGGCUGCUGCUCUGAACGUGUGCCCUCUUGGCCUUCUGAACAGCACAGAUUACCCUGCAGUAUCACCAGAGCAGUGAAUUUUGCUGCUUCUCCAGCAGCGUGCACAGGGCAAGUUCCAGAGAGUAAACAGAGUGCAAUUCAUUUGAAACUCAUCCCUUACAGGGUCUCCAGAUGCUCCCCUGGAUGUCCGAGUGGAGGCUGGUCCCAGCCCUGGGAUUCUGGUGAUCAGCUGGCUGCCUGUCACCAUCGAUGCAGAAGGAUCGUCCAAUGGGGUGCGAGUCACUGGCUACGCCGUGUACGCAGAUGGGCAAAAGGUACCCGCUUUGUGUUGGACGCAGAUGAAACGCACUGGGCAGAAUAUUAUUACUAUUACUAUUAUUAUUGUUGUUGUUGUUAUUAUUAUUAUUAUUAUUUACUUAUACCCCAUCCAUCUGGCUGGGCUUCCCCAGCCACUCUGGGCGGCUUCCUACAAGAGAUUAAAAAUGCAUUAAAACAGAAGCAUUGUUUUGUUGAUAUUGUCAUUGUUAUGCUUGGGUAUCCAGCUUUAGUCAUACUCAAAGUAGACCAGUCGAAAUCCACAAACUCACCCAUUGUUAGCUCCCAAGGAAGGGUGGGAUUUCAAUUCAACAAGUAAUGAUCAAACUUUAUAUACAAUUCGACAAUUCGUUUUUAUUAAGAGCUGGUCUCGACCUAUAAAGUCACUUGGUCUCCAUUUGUUGAAUUUGUUUUGUGACAGCAAGGAGCAGGCCUUCCGCCAGAUCUUCAACAUUCAUUAUGGGCUGGUAUUAUACCUAAAAGAAAAUUGACCUUUAGCCUAAAAAACUAUAAAUUACUUUCUUCAGUUUUCCAGAUUGCUAUUUCUACAGCUUACCUGUUUUUAUGUAAUUCCAGGACUGAGUUCACUGUCAACUUUUGUUUUGUAUGAUGUGUUCUUCAUUGUGUGUUUCUGGUGUGUCUGGGGAAAAUUCAUUAAAAAUCAACUUAAAAAGGAAAAGAAAUGCUGUUUUUAACGCAUGUAUGUGUUUAUCAUUGGCUUAAAACAUUGUAAGUUACUUUGGGUUGCCAUGACAAAAUAAGCAUCUAAUAUAAGUAAUAAUAAUCAUAACAAUGAUUUUAAACCACCUUAAAUCAUGGGUCACCAAUAACAAAUUUGGUGUUGGAUUUGCUCCUCUUGCCUGUCCCCCUGGUGACCCCUUUCUGCAGGUGAUGGAAGUGACCUCUCCGACAGCUGGCAGCGUCCUGGCUGAGAUCUCCCAGCUCCAGAUCCUGCAGGUCUGCCAGGAAGUCUCCGUAAGAACUGUGUCCCUUUAUGGCGAGUCAGUGGAUUCGGUGCCUGCUCAGAUCCCCUUGGCUCUGUUGGGAGACGCCACCAGCUGUUCCUCUCCGCUGGAGUUUGGCGGUCCUGCCGUGCAGCUUCCAGGCAGGGAGGGGAGGGACGUCCUCACCUCCCAGACCUCCCAGGCAUGCGGGACAGAGGACACCCCUGCAGCCGCCGCCACCGAUUCCUUUGCCAAAUCCACCUCCCAGCCUAGCGUCAGCAGAAAGAAGUCUGGAAGCACCUUGCUGGCGGAGACCUCUCCCAAUGGGUCCACCUCUCCCACCGGGGCUGCCUUGACACACGUGCCGCAGGGUUCACCCCCAGAAAUGGGUCCUCUACCUAGAGGCGAAGGGAAUGCUUUUGUGCCAGUGACUGAGGGCAAUCCAGCCAUGCUCAGGAAGGCUGCCCAGAAGGAAUCUGAAGAGGGCGACCAGGUCAGUGUGGGGUUUUUUUUUGGGGGGGGGAGGCUGGGGAAAGGAAGCAAGGCUGCAAAAGGGAUUGUAUCUAGGGCAAUAAUGUGGGGCAGCCUUCUUUUGCGGGGGAAACUUUUGUGGGUCACAUACCAGUGGUGGGCAGGACUCAAAGACGAAACUGUGCAGGGCAGUGGAUGUGACUCUCACCUUAGUAUUUUCUUUUUAUUUAUUUAUUUAUAAGCAAAUCUUUUAUUAUUAAAAAAUUCAACAUUAAUACAUACAUAUUACGAAUAUACAAACAAACAAACAAACAUAUAAUCCUUAAAAAUAUUCAUAUAUACCCACACUCAAUCCCACAGGUACUUCGUUUUCCCACCACCAUCACCCCACCCUUGUGUUAGACUUCCAAUCUACUCAAUUGCCAUUUCUUUCCACUUCUAUUACUUUAUUUCACACACUUUUAAACCAAUUUUCUACUUUUUUUCCUGUUACACAUUGUUACCCAUCUUAUUUAGUAUUUCAGCAUUUAUAACGGAACUUAUUUAUUCUAACAGGAGUUCUGAUUUUUCAAUAUGAUGUUGCAAAUAUCCUUUAAACACCUCCCAGUCCUUAUCUAUCUUCUCUUUUGAGAUCCUUCCAAUUUCUCCCAUUGUUUUGGAUAUAUUGUAAUACUCCAAUAAUUUGGCAAGCCAUUGUUUUUGUCAGUAUAAUACCACUUUUCCAAUUUUUCGCAAUCAAUAGCCUUGCGGCUACUGUUGCAUAUAAAUAUAAUGUCUUGCCUUCUUCCUUUAGACUCACCUUAGUAUUUUCAGCCAUGGAAAAGGCAGAGGUUUCUACACUCCCUGCUCUCCCCUACCCAUCCUCCUCCCAGGCAAGCAGGCGGUAGUGCCCUGGUUCAAAGACACCGUUGGUUAGAGCAUAGAGUUGAUAACGCCAAGGUUGCAGGUUUGAUCCCUGUAUGGGACAGCUGCAGACUGCGGAAGUUUGGGCUAGGUGAUUCUCAGGAUCCCUUCCAACUCAACAAUUCUAUGCUUUUAUGAUUCCAGUCUGGCAAAAGUACUUGGGGAGGGGGUGGUCUCUGGGAGGGGGUGUGGCCAGAGGAGAGUCCCAAGGGCCAAAUACAGAUGCCUCAGGGGCCACAUCUGAGUUCCCCCAUUUCCUGGCACAGUGACUUGUGUGCAGCUGCGGGAGGAAGGUUGGAGUUUGGACAGGGAGGCGAACUGGGUUUGGAUUUUCCUUCACCCAUGAAGGAAACGGGGUAGCCUUGGGCCAGUCAUAGAAUCACAGAAUUGUAGAGUCAGAGAGCAACCUGAGGGUCAUCUAGUCCACCCCCCCCACACCAUGCAGGAAUCUCAACUAAAGCAUCCAUGACAGUCACGCUUUAUUACUCACUCUGUAAGUACCUUGCAGAGUUGCUGUGAUGAUUAUGUGGGACCUUGAGCUUCAUGGCGGACGUGGGGUGUAGCAUGAUACAUGACGUGUGAAAAGGAAGCACUUCACGAAGCACAAAGUUGAACUAUGGAACUCCCUCCCACAGGAGACAAUUUGGGUCCACCAACUUGGAUGUCGUAAAAAGACGAUUAGACCAAUUCAUGGAGGUCAAUAUGCCACAAUGGCUCUGCCCUGCUUCACAGGCAGAGGCAGCAAUGCUUCUGAAUAACAGUUGCUGGAAGCCACAGGAGGGCUCUUGUGCUCAGAUGCUGCUUCCUGGCUUCCCACUGAACCAUCUGGUUGGCCAAUGGGAGAGUAGGAUGCUGUUCCAGGUGGGCCAUUGGCCUGAUCCAGCAGCUGCUUCUUAUCUACUUCUAUAUUCCUGACUCUUUUUAAAAAAACGGCCCAGCCAAAAUGCAGUGCAAGCUCAUUUUAAUUCUGUUUCCGCAAGUUCAGCCAUUUGCAUCCGCCCAUCGGACGUGUUCCCUGGUGAAAAAACAAGGCAUUUGGGGGUGAGGAGGAGGAGGAAGGAAUGAACCAGCCCAGGAUCCAUUGGAUCCGGAACAUUCCUGCUGCCACUGAGUGUCAGCCCUUUUGCUGCACCGGCUCAAGGUAGAUGCUUCAGUCUACCUGGCUGGCAUGCUGACCUGCUGGCCCCUCUGUUAAGCCCUGCUGACAGCUGUUGGGUUUAGGGUUAGGGCCCUGAUUAGAUCAUAAGUGAUAGCUAUCCAUGUCAAAGAAAAGCCAAGUCCACCAUUGCGAAUGUUGCUUUUCUUGGUGUUUGAUCUUUCUUGCUGCAACCAUUUCCUUCCCAACAGCCCCUGCUGGUGUCCAGAGCGCAGAAGGCAGCAAGCCGAGGAGAAGCCUGCUCUGCCGAUCUGGGGGCAAAAGAGCCCCCACCUGAAAGGGGGGCAGAAAGCGAUUCAAGUUGCCUGGGAACGAAGCUGUUGCCACCCAGCAGGUCUUCCCUGCAAGGCGAGGACAGGUCCGCCGACUCAGGGCAAAGCGAGAGGCGAGCCCCAGAAUCUGUGGCUGGAUCUUCCGGGAGGCUGAAGCUGCUGAAGGAGAUUCCCAGGGAUGACUCCUUGCUGGCGCCCAGGGUCAGAAGAGAGGUCCGUCUCCUUUGUUCAAAGGGUUUUGAUUGGAUUUGGUUAACUCGAGGGCCAGUCAAUUCCCACAAAGUGCUUUGGGACACAGUUGAGCUGAAAUGAAUCUGCGCUGUGAAAAUCCGUCUUUCGGUUACAAAAGUUCAUAUGCAAAAUGUUCAGGGGUGUGUGUGUGUGUGUUUGGAUGUUAUUAUCAGGUGUCAACAUGCACACACAGAUUUUGUGUAUGAACGUUUGCCACCGAAUGAUAGAUUUUCACAGCGCAGAUGCAUGCCAAUGUUCGAUGUCUUUGAUAAUUGACAUGCAAUGGUAGACAGCAUUUGACUAUGCUUGAUAGUUGACAUUCGCGGUAGCUCGCACUUGAUUCUAUCAGGUUGUUCACCUGCAAUUGUAUUAGUAUUUUAUUUCAGUUGGGAAUUAGCAUGCAAUGCCAGUUUGCUUUUGUGUCGGACAGCUGACAUGCAACAGUGGUUACCUUUUGAUAGAUGACACACAAAUGGUAUUUAGAAUGGGACAACUAACAUUUUAUGAGAUUUCACAACUGUUGCUUGCUAAACUCAAGCCUAAAGCCUAAAGCAUCCCAGUUUGCAAUUUCAAAACGUGAAUGUGGAUUUGGAAACUGGGCAGUGUUCCGAUAUUCAGUUUGGCUCCUGGGUUAAUUUUGUGGGGCUUAAUUCUUCACUGACAGCAAUAUCUUUUAAAAUUUCUAAAUUUUCAAAUUUUCGCAGGGAGAGAAAAGGUCUGAUGUGGGAAAUCGUCCGGUGACUCUUCUGACUGACCACAGCCGUGGGUCAGACCUGUCUGAUAUCAUGGAGGAAGAGGAGGAGGAAGAAGAGGAAGCAAGUCAGCAGUCUGGCAAGGCAGGAGAAUCAAAAUGGGCUCCAAGUGAAUGCCCUGGCAGAGAAAAUGGAGAGAAGGUAAUCUGUUGGUUCCCUUAACCACAUGAGUAGGGAACCUUUGACUCUCCAGGUGUUGCUGAUCUAUAACUCACAUUAACCCCUAGGAAUCUUGGCCAGUGGCCGGGGAUGAUGGGAUUUGUAGUCCAGGUGCCCCACACCUGCUUGGAGAAGCUAGAGGUGUGGUCAGUCAGUUGGGUUCACCCAGAGGAACAUUUGUUAAUAACAAAGUAUAUCAUGAUCUCCUUCUCCAAAUGAUGGGGUUCAAGGCAGCAACCUGUCCCUAUCUAGAUGCUGACCAUGCCUAGAUCUGAUUAGCUUCAGCAGACUGGUUCACCCAAAACCAGGAAUGAAAUGGGGUGCAUUGAUCACUUGGUUCAGGAGGUUCCCCUUGUUUGGGAGAGUCCCUAGCCAUGUCCCUAGCCAAAAUGUAAGCAGCUCUGCUGAUCUGGGACCAUAUUCAUCCCACUACACAGCACAUAGCAAAAUAUCAGUUUUAUUAAGUACAGCACAAUGACAAUCUUAUGCAUAGUUUCUUCCUGGGAAUAUGCUCCACUGAACUCAGGGGCGUUCACUUCUGACCUCACAGGAUCAACUUGUCAAAUCCCUUUUGCCCAAAGAUCUUCAGCCACCUGAAACACAACCUUUAGCUUUUCAUUAGCUAUGGCAAGCCAUCUCAUUAGGAAUGGCAAAUGGGUGAGUUGGGGGAGAAGUUAGCAUCCAUCAGCUGUUCUGUUUAGUUGAUUGCAGCCUCUGGGAGCUCAUGACCAGGAGCUCAUAACCAGGACUUGUAAACAGGAGCAUUUGUGAGGGUGUUUUGAGUGCUGUUUCAUGGUGUGUGUAGGAUCAAGAGACAUGGACAGUGAAGGAGAUGCUGCAGUGACCUGCAAUACCUGUGCCAAGUUUCUUUUCCUGUCUGAAAAUGUGCAGAGCUACACCUGUAGCAAGUGCAAACCGGUUGCCUUGAUGGAGAAGAAGAUACAGCAAUUUGAGGCCUGCCUAUCCAUACUACUGAGCUACAAGGCAAGUUCCAGAAUUUCUCGAUAGAGCAGAAUGGACUAUGUUGGAACAGCAACACAGGUGAGAUGCCUCUACAGAGGAGGAAGAUCAUCCAUUGCAGGAGACGAACCCCUGGAGGAAGGUGACGCACAGAAGCAGGACUGUCAGGAGCCACGCUGUGUCACUGGAGCUGCUUGUCUUUAUGAUACAAUGGUUAAUUCGAAGCAAGAUUCCACAUCAAAUUAAUUCUAAGGAGGAAGUGCUUACAAAUGUUGAGACAUGGGAAACCAUAGAAAUGGAUGGACAAAUGGACAGACAGACAGAUAUGGAUUACUAGAGGCUGCCAUCCCUGCUCACAUUGCACACAGCUUCCCCCCUCCCCCCACCCUCUUCCUACAAAUCCUCCAAUAGGGUCUGUGUUCCGACUUCAUGCAAAUCCAGGAUUGUCAUGCGGCAUUGCAAACCCUCCUACGUGAUGACAGCCUUACAUUUAUAUAUAUAUAUAUAUAUAGGAAGAUACCCCAUUAAGAGUUGUUUGGAGGAAGACAAGCCUUGUGUUCCACUAGAUACCUGCAACAUUUAUUCAGCCGGACUGCACAGAUCAUUGAGAAAGGGUAGAUCAGGUAGACAGGCCUAAGGAAGAAAACUUGAAGAGCCAAGCAGGAAAAAAGAAAAAUCCUUUCUGACCUGCUAAAGUUGUGAGACGUUUACACAGGAUGAAAAGGCUGGUGUUUGAUGCAUCGCUGAGCCAGUGUCCUGGGCCCAGAUCAGAGCUGGGAUACUGGCCAAUUCUUCCGCCUGGAUGUUCACAUACACGCACCCCUCCAUAUCCCUAACUUCUUUCUAUGCAGCUGGACUCCUCUGACAUUAUAAUGUUGGUCUUCGCAAUGGAUUUUGGCAAAAGAAGAGCCCUGCAGCCACAGGAUCAGACCAAAGGUUCAUCUAGUUCAGCAUUCCAUUUGCUACAGUGGCCAAUCAAAUGCCUCUGGGGAGCCCAUGGGCAAGGCAACAAAGGCAGCUACCCUAUCCUGCUCUUCCUCAACCCUCCCCAGUAACUGGUGAUCUGAGGUAGAUUGCCUCUGGCUGUGGAGGUUCCAUUUAGCGACCACAGUUAAUAUAGCCACUGAUAGAUGUAGCCAGCCUCCUCCACGAACUUGCCUAGCCCUCUUUUAUUGCCAUCCGAAGGAUUGAUGGUAGGUAGGCGCUAUUCCCCCAUCCCUUUUAACACCUAUUUCCUCUUUCUCUCUCCUUCUCCCUUGCUGGCCUGUUCUCCGGGGCUGGAACACAGCUGGACCUUGGCGACACCGAUAGCGACGAAGAGAUCCUGGAACGGAUCCUGGAGAUGCCACUGCAAAAAAACUGCAGCAAAGCACUUUUCAGCAUCCCAGAAGUAACGGAAGAAGAGGAGGAGGAGGAAGAUUGGGACAGACCAGUUUCACCCCCUCUGGCAAGGAAGUCUUCUGAUGACUUCCGGGAUAGGUCUCCCUACAAAAGAACAGAAGCUCCUCCUCUUCCUGUGGAUGCUCCACCGAAGAGGAACCAGGUUCCGUCGGAGGAGGAAGUCUUGCUGGAUGUCCCCGGGAAGUUCAGGAGAGAGGGUGUGAGUGAGAUGCCAACUUACCCUGAGAACUGGGAGUGGGAUUGCCCUGAGAUUGCUGUGGAGAGGAAGUCUUCCCAGUGGGGAAGGCCCAGCCGUUGCAGAGAGAAAGGACUCGCUCCAUCCCAGGGAAACAGGAAAAGGAAGGUGGAUAUACAAGAACGACCCGCCCGUUCCAUGCUGAGCAAUUCCCACCAAGGUGGAGGAGGCCUCUACAGGGCCCGGAGCCUGAAGGAAAACUUGGACGUGAUCACCAGCCUCGGGGUGGAGGACGAGUCGGAUCUGUGCAGCUGGGCGAGGCAGAGACCCCGCCAAAGGAGGACGGUGCCCCUCAAGGCGGCGGGGGAGGAAGACGGCCCCGGAACCCUCUCCCACUGCCUCAGCCCGGAGAGCUUGGAGAUCAACGUCGAGUACGACUCCGACGAGGACAUGACGAUCACGUCCACCCCGGCCAGCCAGCUCAGUUUGGACGGGAGGGCCGACGGAUCCCCCACGGACUGCGAAGAGGGGUGGAGCGACUCCUCCAGCCGCUCGGGGUCGGUCCAGUCCAGCGGGCCGAGGGAGCUGAAGAGGUGCAGCAGCUGGGAAGAGGAGAGUGGGGAUUGGAGCACGUCCCCCAGCCGCUCACCUGGGAGGCUCUGCUGGAGGAGGAGGGCCUCCGCAGGCGCCUCCGAGGAGAGGAGCCGGAGUCUGGAGAGGAACCCCUCUCUCUGGAGAGGCAGGCUGGAGCGGCCUUGGAAGGAUGUCCUUCCAUCGUCACAUCCACGGGUCUGUGAGCUGCCCCCUUCCCCUACCGCCAUUGCUGCAGCUUGCCGCAACUCUGACCAUGCUUUCUCUCCCCAGCUCCCCAGCUUGCUUGCUUUCUGAUUCUUGUGCUGAGUGCUUUGCUGGAAACAGAGGCGCCUCCUAUUGUCCUAACAGCUGGAGCUUGUGGUGCAUUUGUGGUGCUUCUUCGUGUGGCUUUUCUUAUGUUUCACUCCAAAAUCAACCUGGCUGGCUGGAGGCUUCCCAUGCAGUAUUCCUCUUCCCAAAGGGAAACCCUACUGAAUAAUUAAAUGUUUUCAGAAUUCGAGGACACAUUCCAGCCCUCUCAGUGAAGGGUCAAAGCUGGGUUGGCGAGGGGUGUGGCCUAAGGCGAGGGGUGUGACUGAGGAAGGGGGUGUGGCUUGUGGAGAGCCCCCAAGGCAAUAGGCCUUGGGGGUGGGCCACAUUUGGCCCACGGACCUGAUCUUCCCUCCCACUGCAUUGUGGGUUUCGGGACACGUCAGAGGUAACUUGUACCACAACGCCAAACACAAUGGACUUUUCCCAACAUCUUCUUGGGUCCAGAUUCCAGAAGUUUCCAGAAGAGGAAUAUUGCAUCUUGUAGCUUUGCUUUUGCAUAUGUGCGUGUGUUUGUGUGAUUCUGCCCUGGCCAUAAAUUUUCAGAUCUCGUGAGGAUGGAUCAGGGACUAAUUCUGCCACGGGUUCUCUUCCAGGUGUCGGGCAAUGGCAACCUUGAGCUGCUGAACUCAACCUCUUGGCAGGUCCCUACCAGGAGAGGUAGGCGUCCCCGAAGAAGGUGUCAAGAUGUAGCAGACCCUCCCGACACAAAUUCCGGUAAGCUGCUUAGAAAUAUAGAAAUAUAGAAUUGUAGAGUUGGAAGGAACUCUGAGGAUCAUCUAGUCCAAUCCUAUGCAAUGCAGGAAUAUGCAGCUGUCCCAUAUAGCGACAGAUCCUGCAACUUUGGCAUUAUCAGCACCACUCUCUAACCAGCUGAAUUAUCCUAGAAGGGUUUUUUUUUUUGUGAGCAGGGAAAGCUACAAGGAGGGAUCCAGUACCAGUCUUAGUCAUUUCUGGGGAGGAGGGAAUAAUCAGGGCCUGGGGAUCAAUCCAGUGCUUUGCUGAGUCCAGGACCUGGCCCAAGUGCUCUGCGCUGGCAGACAGACUUAGAACUGGCCUUGGUCUAAUUCUGGGUUUCCGAAACUUGGGUCUUCAGCUGUUUUUGGACUACAACUCCCAUCACCCCUGUCGACUGGUCCUGCUAGCUAGGGGUGAUGGGUGUUGUAGUCCAAAAACAGCUGGAGACCCAAGCUUGGGAGACCCAUGUCUAAUUGCACCCUUUUUUGUGUGUCUCGGGCAGACUCUUGGAGAAGCCCUUCCCCUGAACCAAUGGACUCUGGGGGCUCAGCCCGACUCUUUGUGGCCCUCUUUGACUAUGACCCUCCCUCGAUGUCUCCAAACCCUGACGCAGCCGAGGAAGAACUCCCCUUUCAGGAGGGACAGAUCCUGAAGGUAAGAGCAGAGCUAAGGAGAAGGCGGACAGUUCCGUUUCCCCCAGGUUAUUAAUUUAUGUGGGAAUGUUCAGGGAGGCAGGAGAGGAUAUAUUAAUGAUACCCUUCCUAACUUGCGUUAGCAAGUUCUAUAUCUUAGCAGAGUUUAAACAUUCCCCUUUAAACACACAGUGGUUUGAUUGUUGCAGGCUCAUCUGAGCCUCUCUAUAUAAGAUUCCUGGUAAGAUCCCUUCUUGUCGCUCUUAAAAAGAAUAGACACGACAAUCUUAUUAAAGUCAAUAUGAAAGUAAUUUGCUCACAUUCAUUCAGUUCACAGCUGGAUCCCUGAAGGCAGACUUAGGUUACAAAAGUAUAUAUACCGUAUUUUUUGCUCUAGAAGACUCACUUUUUCCCUCCUAAAAAGUAAGGGGAAAUGUGUGUGCGUCUUAUGGAGCGAAUGCAGACUGCGCAGUUAUCUCAGAAGCCAGAACAACAAGAGGGAUUGCUGCUUUCACUGCACAGCGAUCCCUCUUGCUGUUCUGGCUUCUGAGAUUCAGAAUUUUUUUUUUUUCUUAUUUUCCUCCUCCAAAAACUAGGUGUGUCUUGCGGUCUGGUGCGUCUUAUAGAGCGAAAAAUACGGUACAUGUGGAACUAUCCCAUAAGGGAGUUACCGUAUUUUUCGCUCCAUAGGACGCACUUUUUCCCCUCCAAAAAUGAAGGGGAAAUGUGUGUGCGUCCUAUGGAGCGAAUGCAGGCUUUCGCUGAAGCCUGGAGAGCGAGAGGCGUCGGUGCGCACCGACACCUCUCGCUCUUCAGGCUCCAGGAAGCUAUCUGCAAGCCUUGCGCACCCGGGGGGAGUUCCCCUGGGCACUCAAGGCUUGCGGGCAGCAGCCUGCAGCGCGGAGCACGGGGCGCCCUCCGGAGGACGCCCCGUGCUUCGCGCAGGUGUCGACAAGCCUUGCGCACCCGGGGGAUCUCCCCCAGGAGCGUAAGGCUUGCGGGCGGCAGCCUGUAGCGCGGAGCACAGGGCGCCCUCCGGAGGUCGCCCGUGCUUCGCGCAGGUGCCGGCAAGCCUUGCGCCCCCGGGGGAUCUCCCCCGGGGAGCGCAUGGGUUGGGGGGGGCUGUCUGCUGCGCGGAGCACGGGGCGCCCUCGGUGUACGUCCCGUGCUUCGCGCUGGUGUCCGCACGCCUUGCGCACCCGGGAUCUCCCCGGGAGCGCAAGGCUUGCGGGCGGCAGCCUGCAGCGCGGAGCACGGGGCGCCCUCGGAGGACGUCCCGUGCCCGCGGCAGGUGUCCGCAAGCCUUGCGCGCCAGGGGAUCUCCCCGGGAGCGCAAGGCUUGCGGGCGGCAGUCUGCAGCGCGGAGCACGGGGCGCCCACCGGAGGACGCCCCGUGCCUCGCGCAGGUGCCGGCAAGCCUUGCGCGCCAGGGGAUCUCCCCGGGAGCGCAAGGCUUGCGGGCGGCAGCCUGCGGCGCGGAGCACGGGGCGCCCUCCGGAGGACGCCCGUGCUUCGUGCAGGUGUCUGCAAGACUUGCGCGCCCGGGGAGAUCCCCUGGGCGCGCACGGCUUGCGGGCGGCAGCCUGCAGCGCGGAGCACGGGGCGCCCUCGGAGGACGUCCCGUGCUCGCGCAGGUGUCCGCAAGCCUUGCGCGCCAGGGGAUCUCCCCGGGAGCGCAAGGCUUGCGGGCGGCAGCCUGCGGCGCGGAGCACGGGGCGCCCUCCGGAGGACGCCCCGUGCUUCGUGCAGGUGUCGGCAGCCUUGCGCGCCCGGGGAGUUCCCCUGGGCGCGCACGGCUUGCGGGCGGCAGCCUGCAGCGCGGAGCACGGGGCGCCCUCGGAGGACGUCCCGUGCUUCGCGCAGGUGUCCGCAAGCCUUGCGCACCCGGGGGAUCUCCCCCCGGGAGCGCAAGGCUUGCGGGCGGCAGCCUGCAGCGCGGAGCACGGGGCGCCCUCCGGAGGACGCCCCGUGCUUCGCGCAGGUGUCUGCAGCCUGCCGCCCGGCGCGUGGGGCGCCCUGAAGCAGAGCGCCCCUCACGCCGGGCAGACAUCGGCCAGCCCCACAAGCUCGGGGGACAACGGGGAGGCGCAGCGCCGCCAUCCCACUGUUCCCCGACCUGGUUUUGGGGGGGGAAAUAAAGGAAAAAAAUUUUCCUUUAUUUCCCCCCCCAAAAAGUAGGUGCGUCCUAUGGGACGGAGCGUCCUAUGGAACGAAAAAUACGGUAGUCCCAAGUGACUGCUGACAGAAAAACGAAAUGGAGAAAAAGAGAAAAGAAGAACAUGUGCUCCCCUAAGCAGUUAUGGCCACCAAUUUGGACAGCUUUAAAAGAGGAUUAGACAAAUUCACAGAGGAGGAGAUUUCUAUUGAUGACUAUUAGCCAUGAUGGCUCUGCUCUGCCUCCAUAGUUAGAGGCAGCAAUGCUGCUGAAUAGCAGUUGCCGGAAGCCAGAGGAGGGAUGCUCUUGUGUUCGAAUCCUGCUUGCAGGUUUUCCAUUUGGGCAUCUGGUUGGCCCCUGUGAGAACAGGGUUUUAUCACAUUGAUAUCACAUUUUUUAUCUUCCCAUCAGCUGAAGGUGCCAUUCUGGUCAAAGGUCAUCCAGAGAGCUUGAGUCCUUUUGGUCACCUCGGGAGGAGCUUUUUCACUCUCUCCCCCUCCCCCCCGAGAAACUCUGCUUUGGUGGGGCUGAUAACAAGAGGAAGUUCGAUUCUGCAACGUUCCUAAAUUAAGCAACGGUUUGGGGGCCCGUAGUGGUUUCUCUUCUGUAUCAAGACUCCUUACGAAAUUUUGACCACUUUGCUUUUCUAAAUCUGCUUAUGGGAAGAGGCUCUGCCACUUCCCAAACCCUUGUCACCAUCCUCCACUGUGAACCUUUUUCAGCACCCUUGUGCACAAUUUUUAAGAGAGGGAGAGAGAACUGUUUGCUAGAUUUCCUUUUUUAAAAUAUAUUUUUAUUGAUUUUUUACAUAAAAUUUCCAAAAAUCAUACAAAAAAUUUUCUUAUAUUAUACAACGUUUUGGACUUUCAUCAGCCACAUCUGAAGAUUUUUCAGUCUUUAUCACUUAAUCUGCAUUUCAUUAGUUUCACUAUUACUUUUAAUAGUCCUAAUUCUCUUCAUACUUUUCUCUGCAAUAUUUCACAUAGUCCUCCUUACAAAACUUCUUGCAAUCCUACUAGCGUAAUCUGUUGGUUACAAUUGCUUUUCAAAUAAUUCACAUAUUUACUCCAGUCCUCUGAGAAUCUCUGAUCCCACAGGUUUCGAAUCCUUCCUGUCAUCUUAUCUAAUUCUGCAUAGUCCAUUAAUUUCGUCUGCCAUUCUUCUUUCGUCGGUAAUAGAUUUCCAGAUACAAAUAUGUAUUUCAACGGUGUGCUCCCUAGGAAAUCUAAAUACUUAAAACGCCUCUUUGCAAAUAUGGUUUGAAGAUCCAGCAAGGCUCUUUUUAUGUUCUUAAUAUCUCUCUGACUGCUCCCUCCCAAAAAAACUCUCUUGCAAAUUAUUGUCCAUCUUUCUCAUUGUUUCCCCCUCCUCCAGGUUUAUGGCCACAAGGAUGCUGACGGAUUCUACAGAGGAAAAUGCGGGGGGAGAACGGGCUAUGUCCCCUGCAACAUGGUCUCCGAGGUCCAGGUGGACAGUGAGACCACCAGGAAGCAGCUCCUAGAGGAAGGACGGAUCCCUACAGACAUGCUGGUGGAAAGUCUAGGUGCUCCACUCUGACCCGUGACCUCAGGGUGGGAUGGGGAGCCUCAGGUUCCAGGCCCAGAUGUGACCCCCCAGAAAACACUGGCCCACAGCACUCCCCCCAGGCCAUUCAGUCCCCAGCUCACCCUCCCCUCAAAUGCUUUUGCCUGCCUGGAAGGGAUCGUUGAAUUGUGGUCAUGCUCCUUGCAAGCCAGGACGCAGAGUGUUGCGUAUCCCCAAAUCCAGACUCUAUACCACAGUGAUUGAGAGCUGAAUCCACCAACUGAAAUUAAUAUUGCAAAAAGAUUUCUUACAUUUCAUUAUCUUGCAGAUUGCUAAUUUGCUUGGGUUUUGUUUCGGUUUUUUUAAUGCAGAUAACGGUGUGUUUUCCCCGCCUCCUCGUCGCCUCACAGUUCGCCCACCAAAACCUCGGCGGUCCAAAAAGGGUCUGUAUCGUGUCCGGGGUGUUGAUUGCCUCUCAAGUCCCAUUUGAAGAGAUUGUCACAAAGCUGAGAAACAAAAAACACAGUCCAUGCACAAGAUGUAGGGAAGGGCUUGGGGCACCUGUUUUGCCAUUAGAAGCUCCCAUGUUUGAACCCCAGCAUCUCCAGGGCAUGGGAAAAUACCUGAAAUCUUGGGAAGCCACUGCCAGUCAGUGAAAAUGAUCCUCCUGAACUAGGCAACUUAAGGUUUUGAUUCAAGAAAAGGAGCCUAUGUUCCUACUUAAAUCAGCCCCUUUAUUCAGAACAAUGAGGACUAGAAUCUUGCCUGAUUUUUAAAGGAAGAGCCACUGCUCAGUGGCUGGCCACAUGCAUUGCCUGCAGAAGGCCCCAGGUUCAGUGGGGAAAAACUUCUGCCGGCCAGUGUAGACCAGCAAUGGGGAACCUCAAUUCCAGGGUCCAAAUCUAGGCCUCCAGGUUUCUCUGUCUGGUCCUUGGGACUGUCUCUAGGAAACACACCCUUCUGGCAGUCAGACAGAGAGGCCUAGAGGGCUGGAUUUGACCCCAGGGCCACACCCCUCACCAGCCUUGCUUUGCACCCUGAUCAAGUAAUUUUACCUGGUUAGGAGGUGCCCUUGAACUCUAAAAAUGUUUGUUGCUUCUAUAGAUGGAGGAUGAUGCUUUUCCACAAUGGCUUUGUGUGUGCUCUGGGAAUCUGGGUUUCUUAGAGCUGGCAAACAAACACAGUCCAUUCACAGGGUUGUAGCUCAGGGCCAGGACACCUGCUUGGCAGGUAGAAGGUCCCAGGUUCAUUUCCAGCUGAGGAACAGAAAAGAUCCGAAACUCUGGAGGAUACCCACAGGCUAAAAGGCGUUCCUCACCCCUGCUGUAUGGACCAUCUUGAACUAGGUGGGCCAAGGAUCUAACUUUGUAAGAGACAGCUUCCUGUGUCUUGUGGGCUGGUCAGGGUGAUGCAUAUGGAGGCACUUCUUGAUACAGCGUAUAGUUAAACUACGGAACUCCCUCCCACAGGAGGCAGUGAUGGCCACCAACGUAGGUGGCUUCAAAUAAGGAUUAGAUGAAUUCAUGGAGGAGGAGGAGGCUACUGGCCCCCAAUGGCUCGGCUCUGCCUCCACAGUCAGAGGCAGCAAUGCUUGUGAAUGCCAGUUGCUGGAAACCACAGCAGAGGACUCUUGUGUUCGAAUCCUGCUUGUGGGUUUCUCAUGGGCAUCUGCUUGGCCACUGUGAGAAGAGGAUGCUAGACAAGAUGGGCCACUGGCCUGAUCCUGCAGGCGCUUAUGUUCUUAUGAGGAUGGCUGAGGACUCUACAACAUUGUUUUUGAGGUGAGGGGACCAACAGAGGGUUCCACCUACUAAGCACAGCAAGAUAUCGCAGGAACAUAUGCAACCUUUAGACCAGGGGUAGGCAAACUGAGGCCCGGGGGCCAGAUCUGGCCCAAUCGCCUUCUAAAUCCGGCCCGCGGACGGUCCGGGAAUCAGCGUGUUUUUAUAUGGGUAGAAUGUGUCCUUAUUUAAAGUGCAUCUCUGGGUUAUGUGUGGGGUGUAGGAAUUCGUUCAUAUAUUUUUUCCAAAAUAUAAUCCGGCCCCCCACAAGGUCUGAGGGAUAGUGGACUGGCCCCCUGCUGAAAAAGUUUGCUGACCCCUGCUUUAGGUGAUCCUACCCCAUUCCUCCAUGUAGGGUAGCAAAGGGGUGUGACAGCAUCAGCAGGGGGGGCCUGUGGUAAUAUGGGUGUCCUGAGCAAGAACAAAACUUGACAUCCCCUACCUCCCAAGUAUUUCUUAUUUUCACGGUAAUUAUUUUUUAUUUCUUAUUAUUUUGAACCCCCCUCAGCUUGGGACGCGGGUGGCACUGUGGGUUAAACCACAGAGCCUAGGACUUGCUGAUCAGAAGGUCGGCGGUUCGAAUCCCUGCGACGGGGUGAGCUCCUGUUGCUCGGUCCCUGCUCCUGCCAACCUAGCAGUUCGAAAGCAUGUCAUGUGCAAGUAGAUAAAUAGGGACCGCUCCGGCGGGAAGGUAAACGGCGUUUCCGUGCACUGCUCUGGUUCGCCAGAAGCGGCUUAGUCAUGCUGGCCACAUGACCCAGAAGCUGUCUGCGGACAAACGCCGGCUCCCUCGGCCUAUAGAGCGAGAUGAGCGCGCAACCCCAGAGUCGGUCACGACUGGACCUAAUGGUCAGGGGUCCCUUUACCUUUACCUUUACAGCUCGGCAACAGAUCAACAUCCAAAGCGCUGCCAAUCAGAGCUUUGCAUUUGCAUUAUAGCUGCAUUUAAGGUUAACCAUAUGCUCUGCCUGCAGGGCCUCAAACCAGCAAUUUGGGAAUAGCUCUUGGCUAAGUCUUUGUUCUUCAGUAACAGGAUGGACGGACACACUGCGUUUCUAUUUAAACUGGCUCUUCUGUUUUUCAUCCCCACAGUGGAGCAGGAGAAGCAAGAAGAGAAGAAUCCUUGCUUUGGUGAGCAUUGCUUCGUCUUCCAUUAGUUCAGUGAUUCCAAAACUAUGCGUGGCGCAUAGUUAAAACGAUGGAACUCCCUUCCACAGGAGACAGUGAUGGCCACCAACCUAGAUGGCUUUAAAAGACAAUUAGGCAAAUUCAUGGAAGAGGAGAGGGCUAUGGAUGGCUACUAGCUGUGAUGGCCGGGUUCUGCCUCCACAGUCGGAGGCAGCAACACUUCUGAAAACCACUUGCUGAAAACCACAGGAGCAGAGAGAGCUCUUGUGCUCAAAUCCUGCUUGCGGGUUUCUCACAAGCAUCUCACAAGCAUCUGGGUUUCUCACAAGCAUCAGGAUGUUGGACUAGAUGGGCCACUGGCCUGAUCCUGCAGGCUCUUCUUAUGUUCUUCUGCUCUGGGCGACAGGCUGAAAUAAGGAGCUGUGACUGCAUGCUUCCUUUUCUCUGCUAGAUGCACACGAAGGUCAGGAUCUGAGCUCUGAGGAUGAUGCCCCAAGGACUAUGGUGGCCAUCUUUGACUACAACCCCAAAGAGAAUUCUCCCAACCUGGACACGGAGGUGAGCAAGAGCGGCUGGUCACCUAGUAUUUCCUGGGCUAGGAAAGCACUUGAAGGUUCUUUGGUGAUGAUAAGCAAAGGCUAGUCAGUUUUAAUAGCAUUUGGGGCAAUUCUGUCUCACCCUGGUGCCCUGGUAAGCCUCUGAGCCUCCCCACUCACUCUGCCUACAGUCAUGAGGUGGCAAGAGGGCUUCUCUUAACAUCGUGUUUUCCCUGAUACUAUCUUCACCCUUCAAAGUAGGUGAGGCCAGCCUUCCUCAGAUACUUCUGCAGAUCAGCCCUGUCUUCACACACAUUUCCAAGGUCACUCUCCCACCCAGCCCCCAACUUUCUCAUUGUCUUCACUGUUUUCCUUCUAGGCAGAGCUGAGGUUUUGCGCUGGGGAUAUUGUUACUGUGCUCAGUUCCAUGGACGACGACGGGUUCUAUUACGUAAGUACAGAAUUCUUUCUUUUUAUCUGAACUGUUCAGGCACUAAAUGAUGUAUCUGAAUAAAAUCAGAGGGGCUGCCGCAUCGAUAUGGGGUUUUGCCAACUCUUCCGCUUAGUCUUAGUCACCCUCCACCACUUUGAAAGCUCUGCCAUCGUUGACCUUCGCCGGGUUUCCUUAUAAAGAGUUGUUGGCAAUUAAGAGCUGUGGAGCCGUCAUUGUUUUCAAGGCAGCUGAGCUGGUCCACCACUUAAUUAAAAUAAGCUUUGGGGAACCUGAUUGGUUUGAUCAGAGAUGGAUGAAAACUGGUUGGCCACUAAACAUGACAUUUGCACAAGACGUAAUGGACAUGAGGCACACACUGCCACAAAGCAGGACAGAGGUCACCAGUUUGGGUGGUUUACAAUGCGUGUGAUGCGGUCAGAGAGGAAUGACUUAGCAAGGCCUAUCAAUGAUGACAGCUAUAUGUAGAACCUCCAUGUACAGGGGCAGUCUAUCUCCAGCAUCUGGUACUCUGAGGUUUAGUGAACAAGAAGAAGAAGAGGAAGAAGAGUUUGGACUUGAUAUUCCACCUUUCACACCCCUUAAGGAGUCUCAAAGCGGCUAACAAUCUCCUUUCCCUUCCUCCCCCACAACAAACAGUCUGUGAGGUGAGUGGGGCUGAGAAACUUCAAAGAAGUGUGACCAGCCCAAGGUCACCCAGCAGCUGCAUGUGGAGGAGCGGAGACGCGAACCCGGUUCACCAGAUUACGAGUCCACCACUCUUAACCACUGCACCACACUGGCUCUCACUCUGUGCCCCUCACUCUGAAUGACUUUUAGGUGUCCACCAGGGAGUUUCAUUUACCUUGUGGGCUAUAGAGGCAUUUCUCUUCUUUCUCUGCAGGGGGAGGUGAAUGGACAGAAGGGCCUUGCACCAUCUAACUUUCUGGAAGCAAUGUCCUUGGAUGGAGAGCUACCUGGGGAGCCCAGCCUUGGAAGGCAGGUAAGGGGGGUGCCUUGCUGGAUCAGGGCCUAGCUGCAAAUGCAGGCUUUGAUCAAGGCUUUAGAAUAGUGGUUCCCAAGCAUUUGGGGGGCCACCACCACCUUUGAUUCAUAAAUUCAUCCCCACUGUCCCCUACCCUAAAAGCAUUAUUCAGAAUUGCAGUUUGCACAACCCACUAAGUAAGAUAAUAACACAGCAACGUUCGAAAGAGCAACAAUUAAUUGUGUAUUUGUUCAAAAUCCAAUUAAAACUCUUCAAUGGAUGAACUUGGCCCAGUGAUACCAGCUUUUCAAAGCCGCUUGAUGGUUGUUGACACCCCCAGCACUCCCCCUGCUGCCCCCCCCCAUGGCUCUUAGUGCCCCCUUGGUAAUCCAGCCAGUACCACCCACUGCUCUAGUCUAGAACAUCAGGAAAUGGGCAUGCGGCUUCCUACCCAAGCACCCCACAACCUGGAUUUCAGCAGGCAAUUUGUGGUAUGCUCCCAACUGCCCCAGUUUAACCAGAGUCAGUCCAAAAUUAUCUCGGUCCCCAUUUGGGGCAUUUGGGGAGUUCAGAGUUUGGCCCCAUGGGGGUUGCAAGUCUCUGCUGCCUACUGACUCAACCUCCUUCCCUAGAGACUGCCUAGAGCAGAGCUUUCCAAACUUUUCAUGUUGGUGACAAUUUGUAGACAUGCGUCAUUUCACGACACAGUAAUUCAGUGUUACUAGGGUUGUCUUGCUUCCAAAAGUAAAAACCAGGACACCAGCUGACCCACUAGGAUCAGCUGCCUGUGGGAGUUCCCAAUGGGAAUUUUGCCUGGCUUUGAAUAUUCCCAAUGGGGAACUCCCAAGGGCAGCCGACAUGGCUCAGUCUAAGUGUCAAUCAGCUGAUUGGUGCUGGGAGAAAGUCCCUUUGAAGCCGUCAUGAUGUCAAAAGACUGGCAGAUGGCCAACCCUGCCCACUUACCGUAUUUUUUGCACCAUAACACUCACUUUUUUCCUCCUAGAAAGUAAGGGGAAAUGUCUGUGCGUGUUAUGGAGGGAAUGCCUACGGGUGGCAUGCCUACGGAUUUUCCUCCUCUAAAAACUACGUGCGUGUUAUGGUCAGGUGAGUGUUAUAGAGCGAAAAAUACGGUACCAAAAUUGUCCCUUUGGGCAGAGAGAGGUAAGGAUCCAAGCCAAAGGCUGGAUCUAGUGUUCCACACUUGAUACAAAUGCACACCCACAUAGCCGUUAAGACAACAUUGCAGUUCACACCCUGAACCACUGGCAACCAACUAUAGGACAAUUAUAUUUUUCUAGUGAAUCUGUAGCGAAAUGAACUGCUUUUUCAAUCAGUGAAGAACGGGCAGUGAGCAGGUCUUUAUUUUUAUCUCUAUAAUGUUGGACAGCAUAUUGUCACCUUCACAGAAUCGUAGAAUCACAGAAUUGUAGAAUUGUAGAAUUGAAGGGACGCCCCCCAGAGUCAUCUAGUCCAACCCCCUGCAAUGCAGGAGUCACAGCUAAAGAAUCCCUGACAUUGUUUUAUUUUGACCCCACUUUCCCAUUUGUUGUAAACUAAUUCUUUAUUUGCCUGGCUUUGCACGUCCAACGGUUGGUUGCGUCCCUCAGAGAAUGAGAAAGCGGAGAGUCCAGUGA